GCCCUGCUUGCUGGUUGCACCCGCGGCGACCACCUCCUCCGGUCAGCGGGUCUCUUCCACAAGCCACAGACGAAUUAACCCUCGACAAGUCACACACCCCGCCCGGCUCUGCGGAGCAAAAUGGUUCUCCUCGUGCGUCCUCGGCUGCAAAAUAGCAGCAGGAGCAGCAGCGGCAAGCGCGAGCCCGCCAGCUCCCGUUGCCAUGGGAGCCGCGCGGCGGGAGUCCCUGGAGAGCCCCGCUUUCCUGCCUCAGCAUUGACCGGCGCCAGGGGGGGAAAGGAGCUGCAUAGCCUUGCGCCAGAGCAGGCGAAGGAGGAGCUACCUGCAACGCUGGGCGAAAUCCCACAGCGGGCAGCGCUGCGUCCGUCUGUCCUUGCCGGAAGAAGGAGUCGUCGUCUGGGGGUCCCUCGAAGGCCGAACAGUUUUAUGGGGCCGGAGAGCUUUCGUGGGCUGCCCGAGACCCCACUUCUGAGGUGGCGGGUGGCGUCUUGCUCCUCCUAAAAUGGCCGACCUCUUUGGAACCCGCUUGCAUUGAUAAAAGGUCACUUGUGAUUUUUAGAAUUAAUCUCGCAAAUACCAGUGUGCCAUAGCCAUUAGAGCAGUGGUUUCCAACCUGUUUUUGGCCAUGCCCCACUUAAAAAGGUAAAGGGACCCCUGACCAUUAGGUCCAGUCGUGGCCGACUCUGGGGUUGCGGCGCUCAUCUCGCUUUAUUGGCUGAGGGAGCCGGCGUACAUCUUCUGAGCCAUGUGGCCAGCAUGACUAAGCUGCUUCUGGCAAACCAGAGCAGCACACGGAAACGCUAUUUACCUUACCGCCCGAGCGGUACCUAAUUAUCUACUUGCACAUUGACGUGCUUUCAAACUGCUAGGUUGGCAGGAGCAGGGACCGAGCAAAGGGAGCUCACCCCGUCGCGGGGAUUCGAACCGCCGACCUUCUGAUUGGCAAGUCCUAGGCUCUGUGGUUUAACCCACAGCGCCACCCGGGUCCCUAUGCCCCACUUAAGCAUCUCUAAAAUCCUGAUGCCCCCCCCCGCUCCCGUGACAUAUAAUUAAUAUUCAAAAAGUGAACUCCUAUUCAUGUGAAGGAAGCCUAAAAGGCCAUUAACGUGGUCUAACUCUUUCUCAAAUUGCCCCCCUUAAAAAUCAAAUUUCCCCCCUGUAGAGCACGUGCCCCACCUUGGGAACUACGGGGUUAGAGUGUUGGACUAGGACCUGGGAGACCUGGGUUUGAAUCCAGGCCAUGGAGCUCACCGUCACUGCCUCUCAGCCUAGCCUACCUCUCAGGGUGGUUGUGAGGAUUAAAUGAGGGCAAGGAGAACAACAUGCACCACCCUGAGCUCCUUGGAGAAGCUCCUGUGAUUCAGGAUAAGUGGGUGCCAUCAGAAUCUGCUCUCUAGGAACACACACUCUUGGGCCAAGGGUUAGGUGCUUGUUUGAACACAACAUGGUGUUUGGGCUCAAAAGGAAGCUCUGGCAUUAUUCACCUUGGCCUUUCCCCCUCCGAAACCUUGCAUGGUUUGCUGGGAAUACAUUUCAACAAUCAGGAAUCAUCCUGUGGCUAUGUAGCUUAAGUUAUACACAAAGGGGAGGUGGGGGAGAGAAACUUCACACGUUUUGUUUCUAAGAUUCAAAUCAGUGAUGGCGAACCUGUGGCCCAGACCAUUGGCCAUGCUGGCUGGGGCUGAUGGGCAGGGAGGGGCAGACUUUGGUAAUACGGUGCCUGAGCGAGGACAAAGUUUGCCCUUGCAAUACCUCUUAUUUUCACAGUUACAGGUAGGUAGCCGUGUUGGUCUGCUGUAGUCGAAACAAAAUUUAAAAAUCCUUCCAGUAACACCUAAGGUGCUACUGGAAGGAAUUUUUAAAUCUUAUUUUCACAUUAAUUCCUUUGGGAAUUACAGUUUUUUAAAUGGAUCUUCUCAGUUGGUAUCUAUAUAAAUAUAGGUGUUAUUAUUUUGCACCCCCUCAGCUUGGCACAUUGUGCAGGGGAAUUGCCUGCUCCACACUAAAUCUGGCACUGUGGUGAAGGCCGCAGUCCAACAACAUCUGGAGGGCCACAGGCUCCCCGUCCCCAAUUUAAAUGAUGACCAGCUUGCUUUGAAAAGCUUUAGAAGAAACAGAUGUGCAGUGUAGAAACUGAGCUUACCUUGAGUCAGGAUGGCUUGCGCUGAUGCAUCUCAUAAGCCACCUAGCCAGAAAAUAAGAGUGCAAAACGUACUGUAGGAAGAGAAGCCUUUCUCUUGCUCUUAUUUCACUUGUUCUCCUGCAUAUGCCAAUCUAACAGUACAUACCAUACUGACUCCCUCUGUGAUUCUACCUUUUCACAUAUGCAAGUAAUCAACUUGAUUACUCAGGACUUGAGAACUUGCAGCUGACCGUGUGUGAUUUGUGGCUCAUUAAUAGACACAACUUGUCACUUGAUGCUGCAGUUAUCAAGUGAUGAAUACACAAGUGUGAACCAACUUUGCACUAGUAUAUCUAACAAACCCCACUUAUUUUUUAAAACAAAUAAAUAAUAUUCAUAUUUAAUUCAGUUAUAUGACUUAACACAUUAGGUGGUUUUUUAAAGGUUAUACCUGGUUGUACCCUUAGGUCAACCUUCCUCAGCCUGGUGCCCUCCAGAUGUUUUGGACUACAAUUCCCAUCAGCCCCCAGUCAGCAAGGCCAAUGAUAGGAGCUGUAGUGCAGACCAUGUGGAAGGCACCAGGAUAUGUUGAGGUAGCCAACAUGGUGCCUUCCAUAUAUUAUUAGACUACAACUCCCAUCACCCCUGAUCAUUGUGUCAACUGGCUGGGGAUGGUGAGAAUUGUAGUCCCAUCAACAACAGCCCAGGGUUGAAGACCAAAUGUCUAGAUGUUGUUGAACUACAAUUCCCAUCAUCCAUGACCGUUAGCUAUACUGUACUGUGGCUGAUGGGAGCUGGAAUCCAAUAGCUUCUGGAGGGCCACAGGUGCCCCACAACUUCUGGAGAGCUUCUGGAGGGCCACAGGUGCCCCACAACUUUGCUUCAGGAUGAGAACAGAAAUCGUACUCUGGCGGCGCGGCAGCAGCAGGAGGCCCCAUUAGCUUCAGGUGGUGCUUCAGGUUAAGAACAGUUUCUUUUUUUUUUUAAUAAGAUAUUUAUUAAGGUUUUCAAAAUAUUACAAAGUAAAAAUAGAAAAAAGAAAAAUACAAAAUAAAAAUAGUUAAAAACAACUCAAUCUUUCCAUUACUUAUUUUUCAUUAGCUUGUUUCCCGGACCUCCUCACGCCUCCCUUUUUUGUAUUCCAGUUCAGUUUGUUGGUUCAGCAAAUCCUUCCCCUCUUUGUUUAUCCUAAUCUUUAAUCUUAAAGUAUUGUAACAUUAAAUUUUUACCUGUUAGUAAUCCAUUUUUCAUAUUCCCUUAUAAUAUUUCAGCUAAAAACCACUUAAUUUCUAUCCAACAUCAUUCUAACAUUCAUUAAUUUUACAAUAUUUCUGUAAAUAGUCUUUAAAUUUCUUCCAAUCUUCUUCCACCGACUCUUCUCCCUGGUCUCGGAUUCUGCCAGUCAUUUCCGCCAGUUCCAUAUAGUCAAUCACCUUCAUCUGCCAUUCUUCCAGAGUGGGUAGAUCUUGUGUCUUCCAAUACUUUGCAAUGAGUAUUCUUGCUGCUGUUGUGGCAUACAUAAAAAAAGUUCUAUCCUUCUUUGGCACCAAUUGGCCGACUAUGCCCAGGAGAAAGGCCUCUGGUUUCUUCAAGAAGGUAUAUUUAAAUACUUUUUUCAAUUCAUUGUAGAUCAUCUCCCAGAAAGCCUUAAUCCUUGGGCACGUCCACCAAAGGUGGAAGAAUGUACCUUCAGUUUCUUUACAUUUCCAACAUUUGUUAUCGGGCAAAUGGUAGAUUUUUGCAAGCUUGACUGGAGUCAUGUACCACCUGUAUACCAUUUUCAUAAUAUUCUCUCUUAAGGCAUUACAUGCCGUAAACUUCAUACCUGUGGUCCAUAACUGUUCCCAGUCAGCCAUCAUUAUGUUAUGUCCAACAUCUUGUGCCCAUUUAAUCAUAGCAGAUUUCACCGUUUCAUCCUGAGUAUUCCAUUUCAACAGCAAGUUAUACAUCUUUGAUAAAGUCUUAGUUUUGGGUUCUAACAGUUCUGUUUCUAAUUUUGAUUUUUCCACCUGGAAGCCAAUUUUCUUGUCCGAAUUAUAUGCCUCCAUUAUCUGAUAAUAAUGAAGCCAAUCUUGCACUUUGUUUUUUAGUUUCUCAAAACUCUGCAGUUUCAAUCUGUCUCCCUCUUGUUCCAGAAAUUCCCAAUAUUUCGGCCAUUUGGCUUCCAUAUUGAGCUUUUUCAGUGCUUUUGCUUCCAUCGGUGACAACCACCUUGGGGUUUUAUUUUCCAAUAAAUCCUUAUAUCUUAUCCAGACAUUAAACAAUGCUUUCCUGACAAUAUGAUUCUUAAAUGCUUUAUGUGCUUUGACCUUAUCAUACCAUAGAUAUGCAUGCCAUCCAAAUACAUUAUUAAAACCUUCUAGAUCCAAAAUGUCUGUGUUUUCAAGAAGCAGCCAUUCUUUCAACCAGCAAAAAGUUGCUGAUUCAUAGUAAAGUUUAAGGUCUGGCAGGGCAAAUCCACCUCUUUCCUUUGCAUCUGUUAGUAUUUUAAAUUUUAUUCUAGGCUUCUUGCCCUGCCAGACAAAUCUAGAAAUAUCUCUCUGCCACUUCUUGAAACAGUCCAUUUUGUCCACAAUUUGCAAUGUUUGAAACAAAAACAACAUUCUAGGCAAUACAUUCAUUUUUAUCGCAGCAAUACGACCCAGCAGUGAAAGCUUCAAAUUUGACCAAAUUUCUAAAUCUUUUUCACUUCGGCCCAGCAUUUUUCAUAGUUGUCUUUAAAUAAAUUCCCAUUUUUUGCUGUCAUGUUAAUCCCCAGGUAUUUCACUUUCUUAACCACUGUUAAGCCUGUCUCAUUCUGAAACCUCUCUCAAUCGGUGUUAAAUUUUUCUCUAAAACCUUGGUUUUUAACUUGUUCAGUUUAAAUCCUGCAACCUGACCAAAUUCUUGAAUCAGUUCUAAAACCCUUUUGGUACUAGAUUCUGGCUCCUGUAACGUCAAUACUAAGUCAUCUGCAAAUGCUCUCAAUUUGUACUGUUUGGCUCUGACUUGUAUACCUUUAACCAACUGGUCCCUUCUAAUCAUAUUCAGCAAAACCUCCAGGACCGAUAUAAAAAGCAAUGGGGAGAUUGGGCAACCUUGUCGUGUCCCUUUUUCUAUCUUAAAUUCUUCCGUCACCACAUUAUUUACAAUUAGUUUAGCCUUUUGUUCUGAAUAAAUUGCACUUAUACCAUUUUCAAAGCCUUGGCCUACCCCCAUCCCCUGUAGGUUCUUCUUCAUAAAGCUCCAAGAGAUAUUAUCAAAAGCUUUCUCCGCGUCCACAAAUAUCAAAACUGCUUUAGUAUUUAUGUUCACUUCUAAUUUUUCCAAAAUAUUAAUUAUAUUCCUCAAAUUGUCAGACAAGUUUCUUCCCGGGAGAAAGCCCGCUUGGUCUUUAUGAAUCUCUUCCAUCAACACUUUUUUCAAUCUCUUGGCCAAAAUAUCUGCAAAAAUUUUGUAAUCCACAUUAAGUAAUGAUAUGGGGUGGUAGUUCUUAAGCUGAGUCUUUUCAGUCUCUGUUUUCGGUAUAAGUGUAAUAUACGCUUCUUUCCACGACUCUGGUGCCCUUUUCCCUUCCAAUAUUUCAUUGCAGACUUCCUUUAAAGAUCUUUCAAGGAUCUAUAGUAUCUAGAAGUCAGCCCAUCCGGUCCUGGAGAUUUGCCUAGUUGCAUGUUUUGAAUGGCACCUUCUACUUCCUGUUCAGAUAUUUUAUAGUUCAACAUUAAUUUGCUUUCUUGAGAGAUUUUUUGUAGUCCAUUUAUCUUCAAAAAUCGAUCUAUAUCCAUUUCUUUCUGUGGCCCUUGUGUAUAUAAUUGUUUAAAGUACCUCUGGAAACAAUUUCUAAUCUCACCUGGGUUGUGUAUGUUCUUUCCUUCCACUUCUAAAUUUGUAGUAGUAUUUAAUUUUUGUCUUUUUUUAUUUGCCAAGCCAGCAAUUUCCCACAUUUAUUAGCUGAUUCAAAUGUUUUUUGUCUCAUUUGUUUAAUUUUCCAUUCUAUUUCCUGAUUCAUCAUUUCCAUAUAUUGUACUUGAUAUAACUUUAUUUCUCUCAAAAUCUCCUGCGACUUUGGUUUUGCUCUCAAUUUCUUCUCACUUUCUUUUAUUUUCUCCAAAAUUUUAUCUUUCUUCUCAUUUUGGCUUCUCUUCUUUAUUGCAUUCUGUUGUAUCAGGAACCCUCUCAUAACUGCUUUGCUUGCGUCCCAGAUUACUCUUUUUCAACAUUAGUGUUCAUAUUUAUCUCAAAAUAGUCUCUCAAAGUUUUUUGGGCCUUCUUAAUCACAUCUCCAUCUCUAAAUAAGGUGUCAUUCAUCCUCCAUCUGAAGGAGCCAGUUGAUAUUAGUUUCAUCUCCAUCCUUACAGCAUUAUGGUCGGAGCAGGUUUUUGGACAAAUUUCCGCUUUCUUUAUCUUUGGUGCCAUUCCUCUAGUUACCCAUAUUUGGUCGAUUCUAGUCCAUGUCAUCUUGGCUUCAGAAAAGAAAGUUCCCUCUCUUCCCAAGGGAUUCUUUGUUCUCCAAAUGUCGACUAAGUCCAAGUUGUCUGUCAUCUCAAAAAAUGUUUUCGGUAGUCUACCAUCCUUGGUGACUACCUGUCUUUGUGCCUUAUCCAUAUUUGUAGAUACUACUCCAUUCAUAUCCCCCAUCAAGAUCAAAUUGUAAUCCAAAUAAUCCAUUAAGGUCUCAUGCAACUUUUUAAAGAAUUCAGAUUUCCCCUCAUUCGGUGCAUAAACUCCUACUAUCAAAAAUUUCUCUCCUUGAACUUGAAUUUCAAUUGCCACAAAUCUUCCUUGAUCGUCUUUAAAAAUGAAUUUCGGUGAUAGUCUCUCCUUUGCAUAGAUCACUACUCCUCUUUUUUUAACUUUGUCAGAUGAAAUAAACCUCUGUCCCAAUCUCUUGUUAAUCAAUACUUUCCUAUGUAGCCUUAUCACGUGUGUUUCCUGUAAGCAAAUCAAGUCCAAUUGUUCCUUUUUUAGUAAAUGAAAAACACUUUUCCUUUUCCGAGGGGAAUUGAGGCCAUUACAAUUCCAACUUAAUAGUUGCAGAGCCAUGAUGUUAUUACUUUGCUUUACCUCCAACUGCACCAAGUGUUUAUUCUUGUUCUGUCGGUGGUGUCACUUUCUCUGAACCAUACAAUCCAAAAGAUAAAUUUGCUAUAUCUAAUAUUCCUCUUUCCAGUGCUUUUGGCUCUUCUCCAGAUUCCACUUCUUUCUGUAAGUCUUCUCCGUGGUCUUUCAAGAAUCUAUCUUUGUCGUCGACUGAUCUUAUUUUUAUCUUUCUUCCUUUAUAUUUAAAGGACAGGCCUUGGGGAAAUUCCCACCUAAAGAUGAUUCUGUUGCUUCUCAGCAGGGCAACCAGGUCUCCGUAGUUAGAUCUUAAGUCCAAGAGAUGUUUUGGAAUGUCCUUAAAUAUCUCCACGCUUGACUCAUGUAUUUCCAAAGUCUUUCGGAAGUGCAGAUUCAAGAUUUUGUCUCUCUCCUCUUUUGUUCGAAGGGUAAUCAAACAGUCUCUCACCUUAUUCUUCUUUCCUCCUCUUCCAAGCCUAAAUGCGUUCACUAUCUUAAAUUCUUCCUUCCCCAAAUCCUGUUGCCAGAAAUCUGCAAAUUCCUGCGUAAGAAAGUCAAUCAAGUUAUCUUUCUCAAGAUCCGGUACAGCCCUGAUUCUCAAAUUCGUUUGUUUCUCCUUCAAUUCAAUCAUGGACAACAUCAACCCAUGGUCCUCAAGCUGCCUAUAUAUUGGUGGUAUCUUCUAUUGAGUAGCAGUUGCUAUGUCCUUUGCUUCUUCAGCUGUCUUUCGGGUCAAAGCAGAUUCCUGUAACAAUUUCUAAAUAGUCUCUGUAUUGGUGUUCACCUUCUGUCCCAAAUUAUUGAUACUUGUAGUAUUUUGGUCAAUUUUAACUGAUGCUUCCGCUACUUGUUUAUUUGUUUCAGCUACUUGUUUACUUAAAUUUUCCAAAGAUUCAUUAAUUUUUCCUAGUGCCAGAGCUAAAACAUCUUCAGACGACAUUCAUUUUGGUUUAACUUGUAAGGGUGCAGCCCCUGAUAAUCCAGAUGGUCCAGAAGGACCAGAUGUUGAAGCUCUUCGCUGCGACCCAGUAUCUGUAUGAAAAGAUCUGCCAGACCUGGUAGUUUUUUCCUGAAUCAACUCUAACUUUCCUCUUCCAUCUGCCAUAACACUCUCAUAGAAGUCCAAGGUCAGUCCCACGGCUAGAAUUUGUUUUGAAAUGGAAAAUUCCCCUAGCCCAGUUGUUAUUGUAGCAAUAUCAAACCUCCUCUAGGGGGACACAGUAACAGUCAAAGCUUGCAACUUUAAGAAGAAAAUAAUCUUUAUAAAUCCCCCAAUUCACAAAAAAGCAACAGUUUCAAUUGCACUUAAUCAGUUACUUUAAAACCAGGAGAAGUCCAGAAACACUGUAUCUCUCUUGCAGAGUUAGCUGUCAAAAGUACUCUGUUUGCCAAUAGUGCUUUUCACAGAACGGCAUUCCUUGUCCCAAGGCAGUCCGUUCCCAGGUUCUAAGCGGUGGAUUUUAGCUUCCUUUCCCUCCUUUUUUUGCAGAUAAAUACAGUUCAAACCUUUCCCCCCUCCUCUCCUGCAAACCGGAGGGGAGAUCGCUUUUCUGAUGUUAGGAUUUGCGUCCUUUUUUCAAACGUCUUUCAAAGUUUCCGCUUACAGUCUCUUUGCUUUGAUCUGCUUACAAGAAACGGAAGGUGGACUUCCUGUUUAUGCCUCCCCGCUUCGGUUCCGAAUUAUUGUUUUUCUCCCUUUAAUUCCAAUUUUAUCCUACUCACGGGUAGUUACUUUUGAAGUCGAAUUGUCCCAGGAAAAAGUCAGCGCUCUCCGAUAACGGCUGUGCGGCUUCACUCCGCGGAAGAAGCAGUCGACUCUCAGCACCGCGCCGCUCACCCCGUUUUGCUCCGGAGCCCAAAAAUGGGUUCCUUCGCAGAUUGGGGAGGCGCAAGAGGUGCCCGCCGAGUCCCACGUUCACAGGCUUCACCCACCUGUGAUUUUUGGAGGGUCCCCACUUCGCCGCAGCGGUGCAGACCCGAUCCCGCGGAGCUGGUCCCUCAGAAAGUCAGAGGGAAUCCGCCAUUACCGAUGGCGCCAACCCAGAAGUCCCAGGUUAAGAACAGUUUCAGGUUUCAGGUUAAGUACAGACCUCCGGAAUGAAUUAAGUACUUAACCCGAGGUACCACUGUACAGUUCUAGGUGUUCAGCUGAAUACAAAGUAAAUAUAAAUUCUCCCACUAUAUACAAAGAAUCAAUUUUGAUCCAAAAGUUCCUAAUUAUGUACUUACAUAUCUUUGAAGAGACAAUUUCUUGGCUUAAGCAUACAAGACUGAAUAGCUUAGCAAGGUAGCCCUGUUUGAUUACAGAUAUAUAUAUAUAUAUAUAUAUAUAUAUAUAUAUAUAUACACACACACACACACACACACACACACAUGCUCUCAUUAUAGGCUUUUCAAUAGGUGUUUUACAUUACAGUGGUGCCCCACAAGACGAAUGCCUCGCAAGACGAAAAACUCGCUAGACGAAAGGGUUUUCCAGUUUUUGAGUCGUUCUGCAAGACGAAUUUCCCUAUGGGCUUGCUUCGCAAGACGAAACGUCUUGCGAGUUCUUGCGAGUUUGUUUCCUUUUUCUUAAAGCUGCUAAGCCGUUAAUAGCCGCUAAGCCGCUAAUAGCCGUGCUUCGCAAGACGAAAAAACCGCAAGACGAAGAGACUCACGGAACGGAUUAAUUUCGUCUUGCGAGGCACCACUGUAGUAGAGAGGUGAGGUGGUGGGGUAGAGGAUAGACAUGAUACUAUUAGUACUUACAUCUCAUACAUUUCACAUCCAGGCACACAUUUCAAUACCCAUUGCUGUAAUUAAAUGAAAACUGAAAGAUCAAAUUCGGAAUUUCAUCCUACUGGCUGUAAUGUUUUAAAUAAAAAUAUUAAUUGUGCUUCUUGUUGUUUUAAUAUUUUUUUGAUGUCCUGUUUGAUAUAUUUUCUAGGAACGAAUUGGCUCCUUGUCAUAGGACCUCCCUGCAAACAGAUCAGAACAAACGCUCAAUAAAGGCUAGAUACAAUCUUAAUUGCGUAAAUGUCCUGCAAGCAAGUCAGGAGGAAUCCUCAGUAAACAGAAGGAGUCCUAAGAAGGGAGACCAAGUGUGGCCUUGGAAGUUUCCCAUCAACACCACCUAGACAGACUGAGCAGGCACACAGAUUCACAGCUGUCCUCACUGUGGGUAAGAUGUGUUUCUUUUGAAAUCAUAGCAGUUCUUUCUAAGUUUCUGUGUCUCUGUGUGUGAUGCACAUGCACAUUCUAUGCAAAUUAUUUCCUCUUUUGUUCUCUUUUGAUUAUGCAUUUCCUCUUUUUUUAAAGCGAUUCAUAAGUAGUGAUCCUAUGAGUUUGCUGUAAGAGCUGUAAUCAGUUUGGGUCAUAAAUAAAUUAGACACACAAUAAAUGUGUUAAUCUUUAAAAUGACUGAAGACUCUGUUCAACAGGAAAACAAUCUCCCUUGGGAGGUGGUGGACUCUCCUUCCAUGGCGGUUUUUAAGCAUAGCUUGGAUUGCCAUCUGUCAUGGAUGCUUUAGCUGAGAUUCCUGCAUUGCCAGGGAUGGACUAGAUGACCCUUGGAGGCCCUUCCAUCCCUACAAUUCUAUGAUUCUAUGACUUUUAUUGGUUGCUGUGUUGCUCUAGCAUUGCUUUAAAGCACUGGUAAAAUUUUGUCCAUAGAUUACAUAAUAGCCCAUUAUUCUAUGUAAAUCAUAAUUAAAAGAGUGGCUGGAAGUGCCUUGGGACAUUUUGAUCCUGUUGUCAGCCGCAAUCUCUUUUGAGUAGCUUGUGAAAAGAGGCACAAGCUCUUAGAACAGAAACCACCAAAAAGAGCUUAUUCAAGGAAUUGACCUAAUUGCAAUAAAAAUCAUAAUGCGAAGCUCUGCACAGUUGUUUGCAGAAUCAGAUUCUGUUGGUUAAAAAUACAAAAUCAGAUAAAAUUGUAUUUACCAUUCACAUUUAGCUUAGUUAUGUUGACCAUUAAAAUUGCCAAUUUGCUCACAAUCUAGUGUAAAUUUGACCGCAGCACUGAAACAUUUAUUCAAGAGAUUAAAUGCUUACCUUGUCUUAUACAAUUCUGUGAAAGGCAAAAUACGGUGAUGAAAUUAGCUAUACAUAAAGAAAGCUGCCGAGUUUCUGUUUCUUUAUGGAUUACGCGCAAGGAACUUUUGGGGAAGUGUCCAGUUCUUCUAAAUUCUAAUAUAAUUGUUCACUUUCAGAAGGAAAUUGGCAGUGAAUAAAUUGUUUUAACACUGUCACGUGUGAUUUUCCUCCAUGGAGGAAAUUAUACUAGCAGCUGAAAGAAUAAACUGUUAAAAUAAAAACACAGCACCAUUAGUGUGCAUAUCCCAUAAUAUACCGUUUUACUUGAAGCACUGAUCAUAUGCUAGGCUAUUUUAAUUUCCUCCCCUCCAGAUUUGCCAUAGAAGCGCUAGAAAACUUUAUGGCUUGGUAAACCAAAUUCACAAGGUAUUGUUACAUGCCACUCCAGUCUCUGAUCGAGUGUCCCGGGGAGUUGGCAGCACCUACCCAGGGUUUGUGUUUCCUUCAGAUAUUAGGUGCAGUGGAGACUGUAGUGUCUUUAUGGAAUAUCAUUUAUUUACAUAUAUAUACAACCUGAGUCUACAGUGGAAGGAUUUCCAGCAUUCACCUCUCAAGAUGAUUCUUUGCUCCUCUCUUCGGAGCAGUAGGAUUAGGUCUACAGACAGAAGAACCAACCAUACCGCCUGUCCCUUUGUUACAGCUUGCUCUAGCCAGCCUGCCAAGAGUUCUGUCGGCCCCACUUCUCCCUCGCCUUUCAAUCUACUUGCAAAACACUAAGAUUUCCCUUCAUCCUCUGUAGUGCAAACUGAAACCCAAAAGCCUUUCUUUUCACCACCCACUAACACACACAGCUGGAGUUGGAGCCCCUCUGUGAGAGAGCUAGUUCAUGACAUCCUCCCUGUCUGGCAGUGUUGUCCUCUGGUUGUUUCACUGGCCCUCCGAUGGUUUCACUGGCCUUCUUUGUCCCCUGUUAAUGACUAUGCCAAGCUGGUCUGGGUUGUUAGCAUAAUGUAAAUCCAGGGGUUUUCAGUAUUUGGCACAGUUUACUCAAAUAUUAGUUAAUUCUAAUGUUUACUAAAUCCAGGAAUUAUGGGGAGUCUCUCCUCACACUCAAACUCAUAGCAGUAGGAUGAUGAAGACAGCAUUUUUAGAAGCAAAUUCUGAAAAAAGAAUGCACUUGUAUAUGAUUGGUGACUCCUGCAAAUGCCUUUUUGGUGUGGCUGUGACUUGUAAUUGCCUCUCGCCUGAUGUCAUAUUAUUACAUCAAGUUUAGGGCAGUGUGUGUGGUUUGGCCAAAACAGCCUCUUUGGCCAAGUGGAUUUAAUUAAGCCAUGGGCUGGAGGUUCUUGAGAGUUGUUGUGCUUGGUUCCUGUAGGAAUCUGGUUGGCCACUGUAAGAACAGGAUGCUGGACUGGAUGGACAACUGACCUGAUCCAUCAGGCUCAUCUUAUGUUGCCAGCUACUAGUAUAUGUGGUAGAAAUUUCUCUCAGUGUAAACCUUUGGGUUCCAGUUGUUUGGCCUAUUAUCAUACAUAACCCACCACCCCAGAAUUUCAAUUUGUUCAUUGUCUUUAUUUCCAGAUAAUCAAAACCAAACUUUUGCUUAAAACAUUUAGUAAUCUUCAUGCUUGCAGCAGCACAAAAUUGGACAUUGGUAUCUGGCUGCAGGGUUAGUGAUUGAAUCAGCAAUAUUUGGCAGAUUGUAGUAGCUGAAACAGAGACAGUUUCCUGGAUUCAGAGUUUCCAUUCAUCACAAAUAUGAAUGGUGGGUCAACCAGACAUCAGCCAUUGAUUUCAUACACUUCCUUAUGGUACAUGCACAAGGUUGACUGUACUGGUGACAAACUGCUGUUCCUUUAUGAAUCUAUGUUUUUAUAUUCAAAACUUAUUUUUUAAAAAAGGUGUGUGGGCCCCAGGUGAGGGGAGGGCAGGGGGAGGGGGGAGAGAAGGUUCCUGUACCUUUAAUAGUUGCAUAGUUCCCGCCCAUGUGCCUUGUUUUGCACCUGUGGAAAAUCCCUCUUAUGCACAACUGCUAAGAUGCAGGAGCCCUGCCUUCCUGUGCAUCUGGUCAACCUACCUUGUAGUAGUGCUCAGGUCCUUGGGGAGGUAAGUGUGAGAGAGUGUGUUUCAGGAGUGAGGAGAAAAAAAAGGGGGUUGUUUGUCCAAUACUUGUCUUCUCUGGCUGUAUAAUAGAUAUUUACAGUACUAUCCUAUGAAUUUUUACUCACGUCCCAUUGUGUUCGCUGGAGCUUAUUGCCCAAUAAACAUGUUUAGAAUUGUUAUCUUUUGAAUGGAAGGCUGCCUGAGCAGGAUUUUUGUUGGGGGGGAGAAGGCUUUUUUAAGGGGGUAGGCUUUUGUUGGGGAGGAGGGGCAGAACCUCAGAUUUGUCUUGAUUCUUAUUGAUGUUAUAUUCUCCUCUGGCCCCGCCCAUGUGCCUGAGUAUAUUAUAAUUAAAUAAGAAUGGGGGCAUGCAGUUCUGGAAAUUAUAAAGGCAUAUCCUCCUCCUAAUUUCUCCCUUGCUCUAGGAUAUUUAUUAUAAGACAUCAGGGUCUUAAGUAGGUUAGUUCUCUCUCUUUCCCUGCCCUCCACUUUUCUUUUCAGCCUUUGACACCCAAACAGUCAGUGUCUCAAAUAGGCACAAAGUUGGAUUAGUAAAUUCACACUCUUCCUGACCUCUGGUUCCUUAGACCUUUCCCCUCCCUACUCCACUCUGCAGGCUCAUCUGCCAUUAACAUAUUGUCACCAGCUGGCUUUAAAAGAUGAUUGGACAGAUUCAUGGAGGCUGUCAGUGCUUGCUAGUUAUGAUGGCUGUGCUCUGCCUUUGCAGCUGCAGACAGUAAUACUUCUGAACAGCAGUUGCUGGGAAUCUGUGGAGGGGAGAGAGCUCUUGUGCUGGCUUGCAGGCUUCCCAGAGGCAUCUGGUGGCUACUGUGAGAGCAGGAUGUUGGACUAGUUAUGUUCAUAUUAUAUAAGUUUUCAGGUUCCCUUUAGGCAAUUUUGUUUUCCAUCUUAUUCACAAACUUACGCACUUCUGUGAGUAUGCAGAAGUCACUACCUUGUUUUGGGGUGUUUCCAAUUUUGUUCCAAUUUGAUAGGCACUCAGCCACAUAUUAGAGGGGAAAUACAUGAUCUCAUGUGGUUUUAAUUUAAUAACAAAAAUGGCACUGAAAAUUCAACUGAAAUGAAGUCCCAUAAUUUUCUAUUUCAAUAGAACUCUCUUUCAUGCACACAAUGUUCUAUUGUUUUAAUUCAAAAUAUUAUUUGCACAAUCUCAGUUUGUAAAGACUGGAGCAGCAAAGAAGCUUCAGCAUAAGGAGAUAUUUUGGAACCAGAAGUAGCCUCUAAAUUCUCAUGAAAAUCAGUGCAGUUACAAUGGGAUAUUAUUUGAUCACUUUGAAAGUACAGUGCUGCCAUCAGGACGAUGAGUUAUUGUUUGUCCCUGUGGCCUGCCGUAUCCAAAUCUGUUCCUUGAUUUUCUGUUUCAUAGAGGAUGUACAAAUGAUUGCAUCAUGUUGAUUAAAUGCCAGAUUAAUCUGUGUUUCAUAUAUUUAAUAUAGCUGAAAAAGCAUGGAGCUGAUAAAAUACAGGAUAUAUUUGUGUCCUUCGUACAACAUAUUUUAAAUCAGGGAUUGGAUUUGUCAGCUGCAGAGUUUUGCAGCGGGAGUGUUUAUCCGGAUCUAGAUCUGAAGGCGUAGGCUUUUGUCCAGCUUCCCUGUUAAGCAUUUCUGUUGAUGAUAUUUCAUUGUCUUGAGUGUUUGGGGGCAGGUUUUUGUUGUUUGCCCAAAUCUGUGGAUGAAGUGUUGAACAAAAAAGAAGCGGUGGCAAAAAACAAAGCGCAUCUUGAUGGAGAACUGAGGUUGAACUCCCACAACUUCCGGUGUUUAGCCUAUUAAAGGACUAUUUAAGUCCUGGCAAACAGCUCAUCAUGUUUUAUAUUCUCUUGGAUAGAGAAUUCUUCUCCCUGGAGUCUAGUUUUCUAUGUGCACUUAAUAUCUAAUGUCAAAUUGUAUGUCUUGGUGACUGUCUGUGGGCCAUACCAUUUGAGAUAGUAGAGGGAAUGUUGUCUGAUUGAACACGACCCAUAAAAAUGAAAAUAAAAUCUCCCCCCACAUCACAAACUAAAUGCCAGGGAGAAGGUAUGACAUACGGAUCUUCUAUGUAUAGGACGCUUCCUUUCAAGAGUGGGGACUUAUUUAAACAUGCAGUCUUCCACUUGCAGUACUAAGUAAAGAUAAUUUGUAUUAUUUGCAGUAUCUGUAUUACCAAGUGAUGAUAACCUGCAUUUCUGUUUGCCUGAACCAAUCCCAGAGGCUCUUUCAGGUGCCACUUUCAUUUUGGCACCUACAGCAAUAGAGAAGAGGCCAAGUUCCCAAAAGGCUUACAUUUUCUCUCUGCAGUGUCACAUAAUCAGCAGAGCAGAAGGCUGAGCAAGGUUUUAUAAGGAGCUGGGUCCAGCAUUCAUGAGGGAUGGGGAGUAAAAUUGAUCCAGUUUGCCUUUAAAAUCAAACCUACCUACCUAAUUUGCACUUUCCAAAACAAUAUACAAUGCAAAAACACAGCCAUCCUUUGAAAUUUGUGCUUGAAUUUUGCAAUGCAGUUCUCCGGCCAAGUCAUGUGUACAAAAAUUCUAAUACUAGGGUUAAACUGUACAUGUAAUGUGUAUGUAUUGGGGCUUAUCAGCACUUCCUUUUGCCCUGCCGCUUCCCCCCAGGAGAACCCACGGUUUAGCACUGAAUCGGAACAAAUGGCAAUGGGUUUUCCUUGGAUUGCCAUUUGUUCCGAUUUAGCACUAAAGAGUGGGGUUUCCAGUGGUGGGGCAAAGGGAAAACUGCUUGGAUCCCAGGCAUAGGACAAGCAGAAAUGUGGACGAGCCCUUAGUGAAAACAGCAUACAAAAAUGCAUUCGAUUUGGGAAAAUUGCUUUGCAAAAAUAUGUAUAUUAGGAGAAAUUCAUACUAAAAUGCUGAUGAAUUUCCCAGACAACUUAUUAUUUUUUAAUUGCUAAACUGAUGUGGAAAUGGGGAGAACUGAACUUUAUAGAUUGGAAAAAUGAGAAGCUGAGAGGAACGGAAAUUGUGAGAAUGUUCCCAGUCCCGAGUUUAUUUUCCAGCUGCACAUAUACUGCUUAUUUUCUCCAGAGGGAAGCAUGAGCAUUAAAAAGAAAAAAAAAGUUUAUAUGUAAAAAAGCACAGAACAUCAAAACAAAUAACUACAGAAAUAAUAAAGGAAGAUCAGACACCUGUACUUUUGGGGUGUAUUAAAUCUGAGCACUCUUAAUAGGCCCUAAGCAUAUUUGGCCUCUAGCCAAGCCACUCAUUUGCAAAGUAGCAGAAGUUCCUGCUAUUUUUUAUUUUAUUUUUUGCUCUGGUGUGCAUUUCUUGACAGGCAGGGCCCAGCUGCUGUCUCAUGUGCAGCUCUUCCGCUCAUGCCAGCCAAGCUAGAAGACUGGCAAAACCCUGAUCUGCAUUAUGCCAGCCUGGAGCUAGCAUAGUAAUGGGGCACAGUGCCACCAUUUGGUGGCACUGGGGGGUGGCUUGGGAUCCAGUGGAUCCCAGCCUGGCUCAGCCCCCUGAAGACCCAAUUUCCACACUUUCUGCAGGCUGUGGUGAGAAUCCUGUUGGUCAGCAGAACAGCGAGCUCCACCGUGGAGGAGUGAUGCCAGGACCACUUUUUAGGUGGAGCCGUUUUGGGUUGGGCAAAGAAGAACCUCCAGCCCCAUUCAACUCAGUGGAUUUGUGUGAGUGGGUGGAUUGCAGCCUCUUUGUUUGGAGCGGUAGAAGGAGAUUCCUUUAAAACAGCAAAAAGAAGAGAAGCUAGGCAUUGACAUUUAUGGUUCCCCAAACCUGCCUCAACUGACAGUCGUGUCUUUUGCCAUGACACAGGCUAGAGAUCUUGCUGUAUGCAAUUAGAUAAGGCAAAUCUAAAGCCAGGCACAUUUGGACUGGGUGAGAUGGCUUUUGUUUCGUUUGUGACAGCAUUUUCCUGGACAAUGAACUGUAAGUGAUAAAUGCAAAUGUGUCCUUUCUCCCUGGGAUGGGAAGUGAUCUUUAUCGGACCAGAGGAAGAGAAGCGCUCGUUUCCCUGAUGCCAUUUGUUGCAUGCUCAAUUGCAUAUUUUAGGUCCCAUGACAAAGAAAUGGAGGCAAUGCCAUAUUCACAAAUAUACCUCACACAAGAUGUGCAUUUCCCCAAUUAAAGUUAGUAAAGAAAAGUUAGCCUAAGCAGCAUAACAUAGUGUUUACUGGUCUAAUUAUUCUAAGUAUUUUAUAAAACAGGAAAGUAAAAGGGUACAUUCCAGAAAAAACCAAAGCCCACAGUAAUUUAACCAUUGAUUUCAGUGAGAUUGGACGACACCAGAAGAUUUGUCUUUACUAUCUGCCCUCCUGCCUCUGAGGAGAGAACCCAGAAUAUGUCCUUUAAAAAGCAGUAACCUUUAAUAUCUGUAUACCAUAGUUUACAGUGGUCUAGUUCUAUCCCUCAGGUGUGUGUGGACAACCUUCACUGGAUAUUAUAAUGGGAAAGUGAGCCCUGAAACAGAAUUCUGAUUCCUAACAUGUAUUGAGGAAAGUUGCAUGGUGUAGCUGUCUUGGGAUUGCACCACUUCAGAUGAAGCAUGCAUGAUUGAAUGGUUCCCAGUGUAAAAAAUAAAAAGAUAGAAAACUAGCAGGAAGAAGACCAGACAAGGAUUGCCUGCCAAGCUAACUUACAACACAGGGAAGUAUUGGGUAAUGAACUCCCAACCUGCCUUCUGAAGUGGUACAGAUUCUGGGGGCCAAGAAAGACCUGCAGUGCAGACAUGGUCUACAAAUCAGGGUAAAAAGGUAAGGUACCCCUGACCAUCAGGUCUAGUCGUGGACGACUCUGGGGUUGCGGCGCUCAUCUCGCUCUAUAGGCCAAGGGAGCCGGCGUUUGUCUGCAAACAGCUUCCGGGUCAUGUGGCCAGCACGACUAAGCCACUUCUGGUGAAAGCAGAGCAGCGCAUGGAAACGCCGUUUAUCUUCCCACCAGAGUGGUACCUAUUUAUCUACUUGUACUUUGACGUGAUUUCGAACAGCUAGGUGGGCAGGAGCUGGGACUGAACAACAGGAGCUCACCCCGUCACAGGGAUUCGAACCGCCAAAUCAGGGUACCAGCAAAUAAAUGCCUAGACUGAAAGCCAUACCAAGCUUCAUCCAUAGUGCAGUUCCGCAAGCAACGAGGUUAUUUGUGUGUUGCAGGGAUUUUGCUUAAACUUUGUAGUAUAUACUGUUAGAGGUGGUAUGUUGGAAUAAUUUUGCUGCUAACAAUUGCAGCAAAACCUGAAGUGAGUUUGAUAAAACUGGAGCCAAAAAUAUCCUGAGAUGUACAGGUAUGCAGUGGACCACAUAGCUCCUUUGUGUUCCAGUUUUUAUAAAGAAAACCAGAUGGCAACAGCAGAAAAAAAGCAACUGAUUUAACAGUCAUUUACAGGAUACCUUAGAGAUCAAGUAAUUUGUUCCAAGUGCUUUAGCAGUAAAGGAAGAAGAACAAAAGAUCAUUAAUUGUAGGUUUCACUUGUCUGCAAAAGGACAUAGAUCAGCAUGUGGGAAACCGCUGUAUUUAAAGUUUGUUUUAGAAAAUUGUUAUAUGUCAAUUGCAGUUUUGUAAUUAGGCCCUUGUAGAUGGUUUGCGGUUUUCAGUCUCAUCCCCAUAAAAGUCCUCUGUAGCCCAGGUCAAGAAGAGCAUAGCAGUAUCUUUCCUGCAUGCUAGCUGACUGACGUCUUUGUAGACGUCGGAACUUUGCUGGUUUACAGGACCUGAGGUGGGGUGGGGAAUACAAAAAGGAAGUUAUAAUACGUUACAAACUUGGUGGAGACUCGGCAGAUAAUAUUGUGAUGCGUUUGAGGAUCGUGCGCAGGAUAGACUUGCCUACAGGGCAACAGAAGAGCAGAGCAAAGUCAUUAGGCAUGUGUAUGAGAGAGACAUAGAGGAGAAUGGAUGUAGGCAGUCUUGGUAUCAUCAGUGUUGAUGAAAGGAAGUUGCUAAGGAGGACAAUAUUUGUUUGAUUCAUUCCUGCCCUGGGCAACCAGCAGUAAUAGAUUCUCACUGCAAAGCAGGGGUGGGGAAUUUUUUCCAGCUUGAGGGCCACACUUCCUUGUGGGGAACUGUCCAGUGGCUGCAUGUGAGUGACAGGCAGAGCCAGAGGCAAAAAUGAGUAGAACAAUGGAUGUGACCAUUUUACCAUGGUAAACACUGCGGCCAAGCAGAAGUCAGAGGUUUCUAUAAACACACAUUUCUCCAUAUUACAGUGGUACCUUGGGCUACAGAUGCUUCAGGUUACAUAUGCUUCAGGUUACAGACUCCGCUAACCCAGAAAUAGUACCUCGGGUUAAGAACUUUACUUCAGGAUGAGAACAGAAAUUGUGUGGCGGCAGCGGGAGGCCCCAUUAGCUAAAGUGGUACCUCAGGUUAAGAACCGUUAAGAACGGACCUCCUGAACGAAUUAAGUUCUUAACCCGAGGUACCACUGUAUAACAGUUCAAUGAUAAUAGCCCCGCCAGGUAAAAUCAAUUGAGGAGGGUGCAGAGGAAGGCCAGUGUCCUGAGGGCCAAAGAGUGAGAGACACACACAUUCAGCCCUUGAGCUUGAGGUUACCUGUCUCUAUAUCCAGCAGUCCCCUUGUAGAUAAUGUCCUUUCAACCCCUCCAAGACUUAGGGUGCAUGCCCUCUGAGGACCUGGAUAGAAAGGUGGGGGAUAGAAAAACACCCCCCUUCUUUUUGGCUUGUGAUGUCCUGCAGCUUACCUAUGCUGCUGCAAGCCUUCCCCAGCCUGGUGCAAUCCUAUACUAGCAAGGGCUGAUGGGAGUUGUAGUCCCAAACAUCUGGAGGGCACCAGGCUGGUGAAGGCUGUGUUUCCUGACAGGAGAGGAGACAGUGUCCUUAAUUCAGAGCUCACCUCAUGCUUUUAGCUGGCAAAUCUUGUGGACUGGCUACCCCCACAAAAAAACUAGGGGGGAAAAGAGGGGAGGGUUACGUACAUGCUUACAAGAACUUGUAAGAUGAAAUGCUAUAUGGAACUCCUUGAAAAAAUCAAUACAAAUAUAGUGCUUUAGAAGCAAGAUAUGAGGAGAUAAACCUGGAUGCUGUUUUGAUGACACCGGGAUAAACUCCAUCAGCAAUAUGGAAUCUCACAGAAAAGUAAGCUGAAAAGCUGUGUGAUCCACACUGAUGAUCCUUCUAUUAAAAAGGUUGCAUUCAACAUUUCUCCCUAAAGGCUGAUCAGUAUUGAGCCUUCUCCCUCUGUUGGGAGGCAAAAUAAGGACUUUAAAAUAAACCACACACACUGAAACUGCGCAGAGAGUAUUGUGCAAGACUGUCAGCUGUGUUAUAGCAAGAGAGUCAGGAAGGACUUUUCAGUACAAAGGGGUCCUAACCUCGGGUUUUCUUAACGUGUGUUUUUGUACUAGGAUUCUGAAUAUACUCAAGACACUUACUCUGGAAUUAAUUUGUAUUGAAUGCGGUGAAAUUUGCUUGACACCGAGCUCCCCCCAGGCAUCCUUCUGGAACGUUUAAUUGAUUCAGUUGGAUUACUGCCAGAUCUCUCAAAUUUGUGGCGUGAAGUCUGAAAAUCAUGGCUGCAAACCAGAAGCCACAAGCCAAACCACUUGCAUUUAAAAUUAGUCUCAAAUCAUUUCUCAGAUGGAAGUAUAAGGGUCUAAGGAUUUGCAGCAAGUUGGUCAGGCGUGCGAAAUCCUGAUCGCGGUCCCUAGUAUCCCAAGCAGUCACCUUCCUUUGCAUCUGGCCUCAGAAAGCUCCAGUGUAGAAUUUACUGCCUAGAUCAAUCAAGGUAGUUAAGUGAAGGUGGGUUAAACAGUGCCAGUCCAAGGCCACAUUCACACUAUACAUUUAAAGUACCAUGAUACCGCUACUUGGAAAAAGAUGCUCCACUGGGAUUUGGCACUCUUAACCUCUACUUUCACCUGCCUCAGAUGAGCCUCUAUGUGAUUUUUGUUUGUUUGGAGCGGGUGGCAGCAAGGGAAAGGGCAGGGGCAAAGGUGAGUGUUUUGUGUGCGUUCAUACGGAAUGUGUGCAAAUCCCUCAAGCAUUUGUGAGUCUUCACUCAGAACUUCCCAGGGGUGAGCAAAGGGAUGCUCAUCUCUCCUGACUGACAAGCAACAGGCCCUUGUUGUUGUUGUGGUUUAAAAAGUAUUAUAAAAUAAAAUGUUACUGUAUUAAUAUUUAAUGCAAUAAUUGAGGCCUUCUGUUUUUAUGUUUUGGCUGUUCUGCAAGGAUUCCUUCCCACCCUUUGACUGCUCAUCACAAGCAUUCUGGCUAUGGGCCUAUGUAGAAAAUGGUGGGAACAAUUCUAAAAUGUCUUUCAAAAGCACUGGGUUGAUGGAUAAUUUAUUACAAGUUUAGUGGCAGUGUUGAGUCGCCGGACUGGCAGUAUAACAGCCUCCCCAAAUAAAGAAGCUACCAUGCAUAUUGAUUGAAGAAGCGCUUCCCAGGGUGCCUCUUGCUGUUUGAAUUGUUGAUGCCUCUGAACUCCUCUCUCAUGUUUGGCUUACAAAGAUGCUAAAACAAUAGGCGUGGGCUGCAUGACGGGGGCAAGGCUUUUGAAUACAGUGACAUACACCACGUCACACAUUAGUGUACCAUCUCCCAACACGGGCUGAAGGUCAUAGGAGCCAUACUGCCUGCCAAGGAGAUGAGAUGGAAAGAGGGAUUCUGAGCAACGUACCAUAGAAGAUUGGCACUAAUUACUGGUUUGAAGUGCAAACGGAAUGCAAGGGAGCAGAAAGAUGGCCCCAUGUGGCAGAACAAACACUGACAGUCUUGACACUGCUGCUAGCGCUGACUGAAACACAAUAGCUGGUAGCCAUCUCCUACCAAAGCUCAAUCUGUGCUGUCAUACUGGGGACAUCUCACUGUUGGGUAGUGGCACUGCCGCCACUGCAAGGAGCCAGCUAUUUCCUUCCUGAUUGGUUUCCUGCUGUAAAAUGAACCAGUUUUAAAUCUGAGUCUGAGACUCAAAUGAUUACACCUAUUAACUGCCUCUCUCUUAACUGCUGAGUAGAUUGUUUAUAUCUAUUGCAAGAAAGUGUCAGCAAAGAUUGCUUUUUGGGAGGAUCUCUGAUGAAAGGGUAUGUUUGUCGUGUGUGUGUGUGUGUGUGUGUGUGUGUGUGCUCUCUGUCUCUCUCACGGUUGUUGUUUUCUAAGCUACCAGCUUGUUUAGAGCAAGAAAACCAUCUCUAUUGCUUUCCUCAACUUUGUUACAUAGUUAAUGACUGGGUCCCCCUGCAAUAUGUCAUUGGCAUCCAUCUGUCUCGGGAGACGAUGGAAGAGUGUGCCUUUGGAGAUGAGAGUCUAACUGUUGGAAGGUUGCAGCACCUGCUGUGGCUGUAGAGACUGAUAUGGAGAGACAUGUUUUGUUGCAGCCGGGGCAGAUGAAGGGGUCCAGUUGUGCUGAUGCAGAUGUACCAUGUGUUUCUUCCUUCUGCACUCCUUGCAGCAGUCAUUCCUCCUCUGGGCACUGUUGUGGAUACAUCACCUGAGUGAUUGUCUCCAGGCUCUGAGGUCAUCUGAAAGGGAUUCCAACACAGCGGGGUUGAUGUUGGCAGCCUUCAUGUCCUAUUUCCAGACAUCUCUGUAACAGAGUUGGUUUGCCAACAGACCUGGUGUCUGAAGCCAUGUCCCCAUAGAGCACAUCCUUGCAGAUCCUGCCGCCUUCCAUUCUGUGUACAUGAUCAAGCCAGCAUAAGCAUCACUGAGAUAGAAGUGCAGACAUGCUGGGAAUGUGGACUUGGGAGAACACAUCUUUGUUUGAGACCCUGUCCUGCUAUGUGAUGCCCAAAAUUGUCCUGACACAUUCAGGCAUCGCUCCUGGCAGGUUUAAGUUGUCCACGACUCACUUCCAUAAAGCAGCGUGCUCAACACGCAAACCUGGUAGACCUUCAUCUUGGUAUUGGACAUUAAAAUCACAUUCUCCCAUAUGCUUUCGGAGAGGUGAGGCAUUGCUGUAGCUGCCUUGCCAGUACGCUUGGUCUAGCUGAGCAUCAAUGGAAAGGCUGUUGGUUAUGUUGGAAUCCAGACAGGCAAAAUCAUCUACCACCUCAAGCAUGUGGUCACCAGUGUUGAUGUGUAGAGUGCUGGGGAUGUUCUGACCCAGGAUGUUGGUCUUUGUCAAGCUGAUGGUAAGGCCAAAACCACUCCAGAUGUACAUUCCCCCUAUACAGUGGUACCUUGGUUCUCAAACGCCUUGGUACCCAAACACUGCAAAGUGUUCCAAUCUGUGAACUUUUUUUGGAAGCCAAACGUGCUCCUCUUCUGAUUUGAGUGCCAAAACUUCUGUUUUGGGUUCCAUGGUUCCAUUUUGAGUGCCACACUUCCAUUUUGAGUGUUACGCUGAGCUCUGUUUGUUUUUGCGGCUCUUUUGUGUGUGUUACUGUGUGGAACCAAGUUCAGCUACUGAUUGACUGUGUGACCGCAGUACUUUGUUUAUUGCUUUCAUUUUAUGGAUCAGUGGUCUCGUUAGUUAGUAAAAUUCAUGUUAAAUGGCUGUUUUAGGGGUUGUUUUUAAAAGUCGGGAAUGGAUUCAUCCAUUUUGCGUUACUCUCUAUGGGAAAGCAUGCCUUAGGUUUGGAACGCUUUGGUUUUGGAACGGACUUCCGGAACGGAUUAAGUUUGAGAACCAAGGUUCCACUGUACUGAAUUGUUUUGCAUUAUUUGCAGCAGGUGAAGUUGACCUGUCAAAAGACCUGGCCUGGCUGCGUGCUUCAGUUUGUAUGGUGGGAAAAGAAAGAGUUAUUAACAGAACCCUUUUAACUGACUUAACAGCUCUUGGAGCAGGCCAGCCGUUUGUUGUGAUAGCUGUUGUUUUGGAAAUGAGCGAAGCUAAGCAUCCUGGCUGCUCUCCUUUUAAAGCAUAUUAAUGGCUGAAAAAGCCUCCAGGCCUCUCUGGCUCUGCGUGCACCAGUUCAGAUAUAUGGCUCGAGUGAACAAUGGAUCAAAGGCUUGGACUGCACAAAAGAGAGUGAUCCAAGUUUUCAAGCCCAGACCGACCAACGGGAUAGGAUGUUUCACUUUAGUGAGCUUUUGCAGCAAAAGCAAAUCUUUCUUGUCAAGUUAUGCAAGCUCCCCUUAGGUGCUCCACCCUAAAUUGCCACAAUAAAAGUGAAGGUUAAAGAUUCGUAUCAGAGUAAACUUGUGCAGAGGAUGUAUAGAUUACAAAGCAGGAGAAACAGAAAGAUGCUGUCUCCUACUCAGCCAGGCCAAUGCUCACAAGAACACAGGAAUAGCCUGCUGGAUCAGGAGUAAUGGCCCAGCAUCCUCUUCUCACAGUGACCAACCAGAUGCCUCAAUGGGAAACCAGGAAGCAGGAUCAAAGCACAAUCACACUCUCCACUCCUGUGGCUUCCAGCAACUGGUAUUCAGAAGCAUUACUGCCUCCAGUUGGGUAGGCUGAGCAUAGCCAUUGUGGCUGGCAGCCUGGCUCAGUAUUACCGUAUUUUUCACUCCAUAAGAAGCACUUUGUCCCUCCUAAAAAGUAAGGGGAAAUGUCUAUGCGUCUUAUGGAGCGAAUGUGUGUUCGAUCACUGGCUCCCUUUCUGGCCCUGCCCCCUUGCCCAGGCCUCCAUUGUUGAAUGUUCCGCAGACGGAGGCUGUUUGUUUCCCCAGCGACAUGUGACUGGCUGAUUAGAUUAUCUGUCUGGAAACUGUAGAAACGGCUCCAUUUCCUUUCCUAAAGAAGUUGCAGAACUGUGAAUUGAACCCCAUAAAAACAGGAUUUUUUCCCCUUUGCAAAGUAAGCUCAACAACUUUGAGCUGAUCCUCAAAAAAGGGGCUUUUCCCCUUUGCAAAAGAAGCUGCAUAACUGUGAGCUGAUCCCUCCCAAAAUGGGGCUUUCCCCAUUUCCUCCUCUAAAAACUAGGUGCGUCUUAUGGAGCGAAAAAUACGGUAGUUUACCUGGAGCAGUAUUAUUUACUGUAGGCUUUCCGGUCCCCUUCACCAGGUGCUGGAGUACAACUCCCACCAGCCAUGCUGGGUUACUUUUCAGCUUCUAAAGCAGAGGUUUUCCUCAUUACCUACUAAUUGACCCUUAUAAGGGGAGGUGCCAGGGAUUGAACUCCACGACCAUCAGCUUAUAAGGCAUGCGUUCUACCACCGAGUCAUAGUCCAUCUGUCAGGUCUCAUUUGGGUACAUUAAGAACAUUAAGUCAGUUGAAAUCGCUUCCUUUGCAGCUCAGUGUCAGCAUUGUUUGGGGAGGAAGUGCAGUCUUGAGGUUUCGCUCUUCAACUGGAGUCCAGCAUCAGAGCUCCAUUUCGCCCCCACCCCCCACCCCCAGAUCUCUUUCGUCAUUCGUAGAGCAUCUGUGGCUAUGGCAGUCAGGUUUAGCAAGUUACCACAGUACUCAGGGUUGUAACAUGCUAAGGUUUACUUUAAAAGUGCUCCGUAAACCUCUUUCAGAAGUGGAUGGGUGAAUAAGCAAGUAAUGGAACCGUAGAAGAGAUUAAAUGUUUGUUCUCAGUGGGAUAUCUUCCCAACACUGUAAAAAAUACACUAAUGGGAUUUGUGGGGUAGAGAAGAGGGACUCAAAAGGACUUUGAGGAAAAAUAAUGUAUUAAAAUUAAAGUAAAAAAGCAAAAAAGGAAAAAAUAAAGUAAAAUAAAAUACAGCAGUAUAUUCCCUUUCCUUAAGAGCUGCAAUCAAAUCACUGAGUCAAUUUGGGACAUUUAGUUAAGUAUUGUCAUCACAGACUGGCAGCUGCUGUCCAGGGUUCCACAGCUCUUUCCUAGCUAUGUCUGGUUAUGCCAAAGGAUCUAGCCUGGAGCCUUUCCCCAAUUUGUCGUCCUCAGCCCCCCCCCCUUUUUUUUGGCAGGACAGAGAUGGUACUAUGGCGCUACCAUGGCUUAUCAAACCACUGCUCCCUCUAGCCUACAAAAUGUCAUCCUUGGCUGGCAGGGUAAAAGCUAUUUCACAGCCCUGCCAUGACCAGGGCCCCUUGAAGCUGGAACUGUAAAGGAUUGAACAUGGGACCCGUCUACAUGUACAGAAGGCAUUGUGCCCUUGGGCCACGACCUUUCCCCUAAAGUAGCUGUGAGCCAAAUUUGUCCGUCAGGACAAUGCACGGUGAGAACAUCUAUUCAUGGAAUAAUUUUUGCCCGGUAUCUGUGGCGUAAGAGAGACAUAAGCAUUGCCUGCAAAUGGGAAAGAGGCAUCUCCUAGGAAUACAUAGGCAGGCGUGAGUAGCUGUCUGUCUGCAAUUUGUUGCAGUCCUGACAGGGUCUGUUUUAUGUCCUAUCAUUUGGGUGGCAGACGCAAAUGUGUUACCAAACCAACUCUGCAUUUCAUCAACUUCAGUAUCCGGUUUCUGACAACGGUAGCUUACUCCCAAGAAGCUGAUGUCUAACCCUUUUUUUAAUUCUCCAAGGUGUUUUUUUUUUUAAAGUUUUUAAAAUGCUUUAACCUGCUGCUUUUAACUGCUGAUCCUACUUGUUUUGAGUUAGGUCUGAUUUUGUAAGGAUCUGGGCUAAUUUUGAUUAUUGUUUCUUUCUGAUGAGAGCUUCUUUGGAAACCAUUUGCUUGAAAGGCGCAGUAUCUACGUGCAUGAAACCAAAACAAACCUUUAUUUCACAGCACUGUUGAAGUCCAGCUGACAAGAUCCAGUGUACUCCUCAAGAUCUUUUACUUUACAAGGGUGGGGGAAAUACUCGUAGUAGUGCUUCUAUGCUAAUCUAAGCUGCGAACACACUUGGAACGUAUUGCCUGUGGUUCUGGCCGUCGCAACUCAAAAGGAUUAUGUAGAGCUGGGACACAGCAACUCCCCUUAAGAAGAGUUUGGAUUUGAUAUCCUGCUUUAUCACUACCCGAAGGAGUCUCAAAGCAGCUAACAAUCUCCUUUCCCUUCCUCCCCCACAACAAACAGUCUGUGAGGUGAGUGAGGCUGAGAGACUUCAGAGAAGUGUGACUAGCCCAAGGUCACCUAGCAGCUGCAUGUGUUGGAGCGGGGAAUCAAACCCAGUUCACCAGAUUACGAGUCAACUGCCCUUAACCACUACACCACACUGGCUCUCAAGGAAAGGUUCUUCUCUUAAGGAAAAGUUGCUGCGUUUGGGACUUUUUAGUUUAGAGAUAAGGCAAGUAAGAGAUGGCAUGAUACAGUUAUAAAGUUAUGCAUGGCGUAGAGAAAGUGGAUAGAGGGAAGUUUUCUCCCCCACCCUCUCUUGUAAGACUAUAAGUUGUGGGCAAUCCAAUGAAGCUGAAUGCUGUAGAUUCACAACAGAUAAAAUAAAGGUACUUACGCAUCUGGGAUAGCUCAGUCAGUAGAGCAUGAGACUCUUAACCUCAGGGUCAUGCGUUCAAUUCCCACGUUGGGCAAAAGAUUCCCACAUUGCAGGGGUGUGGGUGUGUGUGGAUUAGAUGGUCCUUUCCAAAUCUACAGUUCUAUGAUUCUAUGUAGUGUGUAGUUAAAGUAUGGAACUCACUUCCACAAGAGACAGUGAUGGCCACCAACUUCAGUGGCUUUAAAAGAGAAUUAGACAAAUACACGGAGGACGAGCCCAUCAACAGCUGCUAGCCACAGUGGCAUCAUGCAGGGAAUCACAGGUGGACCGAGUGCUGUUGUGCUCAUGUCCAGCUUGCAGGCUUCACACAGGCACCUGGUUGGCCACUGUUAACAACAGGAUGCCGGACUGGCUGGGCCACUGGCCCGACUGCACAGCCUCCUCUUACGUUCUUCUGGGCAGGCUAGUAUGGGAAAAUGUAGGCAUUGUGCUUCACUUUUCUAAACAUAUAAACAUUUACAGGCUGCGGCGCUCAAGUGCCAGCUGCUCAUUUAGAUCAUUGCAUGAUUAGCCAUGACUUCUUGCCACAGCAUCCCACUACUUUGCAAACUUUUUAAGUUGUGAGUUUUAAAAUAAGAUUUCCUUCUCUCGAGUGUCGUACUCCAUCUGUCGGAUACUGAAGAAGCAUGUCUCUGCAGUUUUAGCCAUUUAUGUUUGUUAUACUUGGCAGCUUCUGUGUGAUUCCCACUGGGUUUCCCACCCAGGCAAACAUACAGGGGCUGGGCCUACUUAGCUCCAGAAGCAGAAUGACAUCAAUGCAGCACCACCACCAUCUUUGCAGGUUUAAUGUCUGCGUAGCCAGAAAGUAAUGCCCCCACUCCUCUCUCUGCAAAGCAGCAAUACAAUGCAUCCAGCUACUAUGAACAUAAAGCUUUUCUCUAGCUGGCCUGAUGGGUGGAGGACUCCAUAUUACAGUUGAAGGUCUUCUCUUAAGCUUCUCUUUAGGAACUUGCAGUGGGGAUCAAGUUUGUCUCCUGCCUUAUGUCAUUCCACAGAAGUGUUACGAAACAAAUCUAGAUGUCAAGAUCAAAUUUAAUAAAAAGCAGCCUUCUGGUUUUGAGAUUAACAUGUUUGCCAAUUAAAACCACCCAAAAUAAAAUGGCAGAAAUGACUGAACACAUGGUAGAGACGAAAGAAAAGAGGACAAGGGGUUUUCCUAGCAAAUCAAAGUGCUUUAUUUUAUAAAGCCUUACUCAUGUCUGGAAUGUGCUUUUAGAACUAGGAGGUACAAAGUGAGUUGUCCUCACCCUCUCUGAGCAGUUUAACAGUAAUGAGUGACAAAGACUGUUACAGGGGGAGAAAAAGAUGUAAUUAAUUCUAAAAAAAACAGCAUAUGUUAAUUGGCCACAAUGGAAUAUUUACUCUUUUAUUGUAACGUGUACCUCCUGUCAGUGCCCUCCUAUUAGUUCCUUUACAUUCUCACCAUACCUUAGAAACCACUGUUUAUCGUAUGAAAUAAAACAUUCAUGUCGUGCCAGAGGAAGUGUGGAUGUAUGAAGGAAGAAAUAAAUCAAGCCAAGCCACAAUUAUCAAUUAUCAAUUUAAAUACAUAAAAUGCACGAUUGUACGCAUACUAGCACAAAACUUUUAGCAUCACUAGAAGGGGCAAGGCAAAAGCAUUCAGGAUAGCCUUGUAUCCUGGAGAUGGGCUACAGGAACUGGGCCGACAUGGUGGGGUGGGUAUGAGAAAAACCUGACCUAUACUUCUCAUAGACAUGCUUCUGCCUGCUAGGAGUGAGACUUGGGUCUGCUGUGGCUUCUAAUAAGCCUGUUACCUUGUCAGAUAACUAAGGUGGCAGAAUUGUGGACCACAGCAUUCCCUUAGGAAGGGAGUUAAGCUCCCAUUGCCCAUGAAGACUUCAAGCACCAGGGUAGAUCAACUCUAAGCUUUAUUUAGGCUCCUCAGUCCCUUACCAGCAUUUUGAAUAAAACUUGCAGACAGGUCAACAUAUUUGAUAACAUGGCAUUCUACCAUAUAGAUGUAACUAAUCACAUACGGAAUAUAACCCUUGCAUUUGGAUUUCUGUCCAAAACAGGCAUAAAAAGGACUGGGCCAUCCUUAGGAGUUGCAUGCAGCCCUGUGUAUCUUCUCAGGUGAUCCUGAAAUCCUGAACGCCUUUGCCGCAGGAAGAACUCUAGGAUUGGUAAGUCUUGCAAUAAGCUUUUUUGUCUGUCUAUAACUCUGUGUUAAGAUAGGUCUGGAGGACAGAGUGUGCUACUGCAGCAAAUACUAGUUUGCAUCUUUAAGACUACUGAGAGAUAGAAUAGCAAAGUACGGUAUUUGCAAAAAUACUGUGUGAGCAGAGACAGAAACAUGGGAACCAGUGUAAAUGCAGGACUCCCAACUAUAGGCCCCAUAAGGCAAAAAACAGACGAGCUGAAGCUGUAGAGACCAAAGUCAAUUUAUGUGCUGUGUUUGCACAAAGAAGUACGCAGAGAGAGCUUGGGGUGUGGUGGUGGAAGAGAGGUUUUGUAUUCAACUUUAUCUGUUCUUAGCAUUUUCCUCCAUCCUAUGCCCAGAUGCCAUAAGGGCAAAAUAUUUAUCUUUGAGCAUGGGAGCAGAUAACAUCUUGCCCAAGUAGAGACUGAACAAGGAGAAGAGGAACUCCAAGAAGGGAAAUUGGUUGUGCAUUUUAUGUAAAUAAUUAUGGACUAACCAGACAGCACUAAGAUUGCAACCUAGUUUCAGAAGGUACAUUAUUUCUGGCAGAAAGUCAAGAGCUCUGCUCAUGGUGAGAAUGGUGAAUGAAUGGCAAAGUUACAAUCCUGCUUGUUACAGCAAUGGGUUGGAAAUAAAGGAGUGCAUUUUGGACUAUAGCUGCUAUCAGACCCAUUCAGGGAUAAUGGGAAUUAUAACCAGUGCUUUUUUUUGUAGAAAAAAAGAUGCCGAUACUCACCAUGAAGUUGUUAAAGUGCCACACUUUUAACAUUUGGGGAAAAAAGGUACUGGUACAGUCGUACCUUGGUUGUCAAACACCUUGGUACUUGUACAUUUUGGCUCCCAAACGAUCGAAACUCAGAAGUAAGUGUUCCAGUUUUUGAACUUUUUUUGGAAGUCAAACGUACGAUGCGGCUUCCGCUAUUGUUUCCGGCGCGCCUGCGCAAUCAGAAGCUGUGCCUUGGUUUCCAAAUGUUUCAGAAGUUGGACGGACUUCCGGAAUGCAUUCUGUUCGAAAACCAAGGUACGACUGUACUGUGUACCCUUAAGUACCUCCAGAAAAAGCACUGGUUAUAACCCAAACAUCUGGAGAACAUCUGGAUGGAGAAGGCUAGUCUACGGAGAAUCCAGCUGUGCCACAGAUGAGGUUAAGCAAGAAAUACUGGUGCAACCCUAUCAAUGAGACUAGGAACAAUUAUUAUAGAAAGAGGCACUUGGUAGAUCAAGAACAUGUUUUGAGAGUGUCAGGGUAACAAUGUCUAAAGAAAACAGUGUAUAGAUAUAGAAAUGGUGGAGUCAGUCCAAGAUACAACCUUCACCCAUAAACAGACAUUGACCUAGAACUGAUUUUUCAGUUAGAUGGAAUGUACAAAAUACUCAUUUACAGAAUAGUUGGCAAAUGAAUGGCUCCAGAGGAACAGCUCCAAACUGGAUCUGUAUUUAAAAUUGGAGAAAAUUAAGCAAGAGGGAGAAGUGGGUAAGUUGUAGAAAAUGGCAGAAAGACAAAGCAAGGAAGUGGCAAGAGAUGAGACCAAUAUGCUCAUGUUUGGGCCAGCAGGGGAAAAAGAAACAAAAAGAUACAAAGCUUUGUGAAUAUGAAUCGGUAAAAAAAAAAAAAAAAGGAAAUACAUUGGCCUGGUUCACACAUGAUGGUAAGCCAAACUAUGACUAACUGGGAGCACACAAAGAUGCUGGGCCUCAGAGAGGAGCUCACACCUACUUUGCUCCAUUCUCCGUCCUUUCAGCACAGUGUGGCACAGAAGGAAACAGAUACUUUUGGCUUAGUGUGACAUUCAGAGACUCCAGACCACAUUGGAUGAUCUCUAACCAUAGACAACCUGUGACUAUAGGCCAUGGUUAAGGAAGAGAUACCGUAUUUUUCGCUCUAUAAGACGCACCUAGUUUUUGGAAGACGAAAACAAGAAAAAAAUAUUCUGAAUCUCAGAAGCCAGAACAGCAAGAGGGAUUGCUGCGCAGUGAAAGCAGCAAUCCCUCUUGCUCUUUCUGGCUUCUGGGAUAGCUGCGCAGCCUGCACUCGCUCCAUAAGACGCACACACAUUUCCCCUUACUUUUUAGGAGGGAAAAAGUGAGUCUUAUAGAGCAAAAAAUAUGGUAUCUUGACCAUGAUUCUAGGUUCAGACAACAAACUAAGAUCCCAUCUCUACGAUAUCCUUAAGACAGUAUGAUACCACUUUAAACAGCUGUGGCUCCCCAAAAGAAUCCUAGGAAGUGUAGUAUGUUGUGGGUGCAGGGAGUUGUUAGGAGACCCCCUGGUCCGCUCAUCAAGCUGCAGUUCUCAGUCAUUUAACAGUCAAUCCCCCCUUCCCAGGAAACUCAGAAUUUAAAUGCAUAGUGAGGAUGGGGCCUAAGCCAAAUCUUACUUUAGUUGUUACCCCAAGCAAAACGGACUGGGAAACAGCAAAAGGGGUGCAAGGUCCCCUCCAGAUGCCAGCAUAUUUGCGCAGGUCUGGCAAAUCAUAUUUUGGUUUAGUGUGGCGUACAAACAAGGAUGCUACACAAUGUUUAUCAUGUUUGGAAGCAACUAAGUAACACUUGUGUUGCUUGUGGCACCCGAGAGAAAAGGGAGAAAAGCAACAUGCUGUUAGGACUAGCAAGGUACCUCUGUUGCCCUAGCUGCACACUCAGGCACAGGAUACAAGGCAGCAAAUUGCAAUGCAGGUCAUUAAGGAAGAUCUGCUGGGAAACCUGCUAGCACAGGGUUGGGGUGGUGAGAAUUGUUUAUAAUAGCACAACAAGUGAAGAGACACAUCUAGCGGCACAGUAGAAAUUAGUUAAGUUUAUUUAUAAUCCUGAAAAGUCACUGGUGGUAGCAUUUGUUGUGACAGUCCACCCAAGUAUACAGUAUAUAUAAUACAUCCAAUCGUACCAAUAGAGAUUCAGGUGAGAAAAGAGAUGGCCAUUUAUUUGGUGAAGCAUUUUCCUUAGACUCUUCAGCUAGGUGGAGCUCUAUAAACUUACAAUGGUGCGCCGUCCAUUUGGGGGUUACGUUUGCAGUGACUGGGAAUUUCAGAGACUAUUACGUCACAAAACAGAAAAUGAAACCCAAAAAAAGAUUUGUUCAAAGUAAUGUCUCUCAAGGGUAGUAGGACGUGUGUGGAAAGUGCAUGACCUACCCCUUGUCAACGACUUGACAACCAUUCCUUGCAUCAACCUGAAAAGUGUUUUUGUAAUCUAUCCCAAACUGGAGCCUCAGUAAGACAGAAGCUACAGCUAUUCCAAGAUGUUGGACAAACUACGGUUACUAAAGAAAUUUGCCAUCCAGAUUUGGAACAGCUGACUUUUAAAGAGGGGGUACCGCCAUCUGCAUUGAGGAACAGUGUCGUGGGGCAGGAUAGCUGAAAAUAAUGCCAACAUAGGUCACAUCUGGCAACCAAUGUGCCCCUUUCGUAUCAGAUAGUACAUGGGGUAGAUGAGUCUAAAAAGCCUGGGUCACAAAUUUUCACAUCCCUCUAGCUGCUAUGAUCAAACUACGCCUCCUGGUGUAUAUAUUUUUCUCUAGGCGGCUUAUGGGCAUUAUUUUCAGCUCUCCUACCCCACUACAGUAACGAGUUGGUCAUUAACAUUAUAAAUAUAUCAAAGGGGAAGGAAAACUCAGGUGGUGAGAAACCGAUGUGGGGCUGUGCCUUUUGCCUCGCAGUCACUAAUAGCUUGGCUGGGAAGUAUGCCCAAACAGCAGGAGGGAAAGGAGACAACAGCACUGAUGAGAUGCAACAUAGGAAGCUGCCUUAUAUUGAGCCAGGCCGCUGGUCCAUCUAGCUCAGUACUGUCUACACGGACUGGCAGACGCUCUCCAGGGUUUCAGACAUCUUUCCCAGAGAUGGUAGGGAUUGGACUGAAGACCUUUUGCGGGCAGAGUGGGUGUUCCAACACUUAGUUAUGGACCUCUCCCCACACACAAAGGGAGAGUUGCCAAAAAGGAUCAGCAGUUUGGGUUAACUUAUUGUGGAUAGAAGGUCUUAAAAGGUCAGUGUAAAUCUCAACAUCCAUCUGUUUUCGCAUAGCAACAGGGCCUUUUAAAGCGUCCAAGAAUGUUGUGGGUCAAAAGCAAGAGGGAAGGAGAUUGCUUUUAAUAACUGAGAAUCCCAUCACUCUUUAAGAUUCAUUAUCUUCGGUGGGAAAAUAAAACCGAAUUAGAUAAGUUUUUUAAAAAGGUAACAUAGCCUUGGAUAGCUCAGUUGGUAGAGCAAUGAGACUCUUAAUCUCAGGGUCUGGGGGGUGUUGAACCCCAUGUUGGGCAAAAGAUUCCUGCAUUUCAGGAGGUUGGACUUGCAGUCCCUUCUAAUUCUAUGAUCACAGCCCUGUUGAAAUAUUGUACAGUGUAACAAGGAUAUAUUGCCUUUGGCUGCAUGAGAGCAAGAUCAGCUUAUGUUUUAUCAGAGUUCUCUGAAGCCAACUAUACAUAUUUAUGCUCAGCUGCAAGCUUAACAGAACUGGCAUUAAGUAAGUGGAAAAGGCAACCUGGAAUUUGUGGAACAAGCUUUACGUUGCAGAGUGGGAGAGAGAGAGAGUGGUUUAUUUUUUGAGUUGCCCAUGAAUGUCUGUUUCAACAUAUAAUUUUUUUAAAGGCACAAUUUUAGCACAGUGUAAUAAGUAGAGAAUAGUAGUUUUAAGCAUAUCUAAUUCUGACGUCCUCAAAGUUUGGAACCUCCCCCCCCCCCCCCAGUGAUCUGAGGUUUUUCAAAACAGGUUAUAGGCGACAACAUAAUUUUAGGCAAAUCAAUUAACACAGCAUUGUUUGGAGCAACAGAGCUAAUUAGGUAAUAAAAAUGCCAUAUAAAAUAACCUCAAAACAACCUGUCACCAUGGACUGCAAAAAUAUUUUCUAUCAUGGAGGUGAAUUGAAUAUCCAUUUGGGUACAUUACUGCAUAUUAUACUUCAAGAAAUUACUUCAUCUGUACUGCAAAAUAACUUUACAUGUAAACUUCAGAUUCACAUACUGUGACAUACUCAAAGCAUCCCUGUUUUCCUAUUAAUGUAAACAGUAAAAUUUAGGGCUUAAAAAAAGAAUAUUUUAAUAAAAUAUUAAAAACAGCACAAUGUAAGCAUUUAAAUGUCUCGGUUUUGAUCAGUUACAGGUGAACAGACUUUCCUAUUCCUUUGUUCAUGUGGUGGAAAAUGCUAUUAUUGCCCAAAAUGAUUAAUUUCUUCCAAAAAAGCAUCAUUGAUUUCCUUUGUAGUACACUCAGCUCCUAUACGAUAAACAUACAGUGUAAAAUCUUCAUGUAACAUGAUAAUUAAACAGUCUUAAUGUUCCUGCUCCACCUCCCUCAAAAUAUGUCUACCCUUGGCAAAGAACACACAGCAUGAUUAUGACAUUAGAUUUUGGUAAAACAAGAGCCAGACCUCUGAAUUGCUGGAAGACUUAUUUCCUGUUGCAAUGGGCCAAUUUAAUUAAAUGAAAAAGGUGCCAACAGGAAAGCUUCCGGCAUAAGGAGCUUAUGAUGUUUCUAUUUUCAAAGAGUGCCAACAUGCAGGGUAGUUAAGUGUAACAUUUGCAGUAAGGUCCUAGUCAUCAUCGCCACCAAAUACUGUCUUGCACCUCUCAGCUCAAAACGUAAACUGAUCCACAGUUUAGUUUCGACACCAAUAUUGUAGAACUUAACAUGCAUAUAAUGCCUUCCUCCCCACCCACCUCUAACCAUUCAUUCCAGCUCAGCUAGUAUUCACGGAGUGUUGUUGCAAUGCACACCGAGUAAGAAGCUGAUCUAUUUUAGUUAUUAUUAGUUAAUUUAUAUUUGUUUCUGCACACACUCACACGCACGCACACACGCAUCAGAAAUAGCUAGAACUAUGCUGGGCAUAAAUCAGGCAGCUGUUAAAGCGAGUAUUUCACCCCAGUCAGUCAUCUUUGCCAGCAGAUGUAAACAAGGGGGCUGCCUUCUGCAAGAUAGCACUUUGAGAGUUCCUUUUAAAAGAAGCUUUUUAUCCCUUACACACUUGUAGCCAUUGCUGCUGUUCCCAGACCUUGUAUCUGUCCAAUGGAACAUUAGGUUACGUCAAGAUGUUGGCAAUAAAGUCCAAGAACCGCUUUGAAUACUGUUCGGGAUUCACUGUUGAAAUCUCUGCACCAGCCUGAAAAAGCAAGACGCAGCUUAAGAACAAUUGGCUUGUUGUGGCAGGAGAUGCGUUCAUGAUGUCCAUGUCACAAAACACACACUAUGGUAAUAACCAUGGUAUUAAGGAGGAGGACAGCAAAAGUAAAAAUCCAGACAUUGCCCUAAAACAAAGCACGCUGGGGGAGUGCCAGUGCCUUGCAAGUGAUGACUCUUGAAGUUGUGCUACCCAGUCAUCCAAGCCCCUCCUACCUCUCUGACUCUUUUCCAGCUUGAUUCAUAGUUAUCUUUGUCCAGAGCUUUGCCUUUUACUUUCAGGUUUCUUUUCUGCCAUCCUUUCUUCCUCCCACCCUCCCUUCCAUAUCACCAUUCUUGUCUGCCCUCUCCCCAAUAUUUUCUUCAAAAUGGCGCCCCUGAGCAGCAGUUUAUGUUUGUGUGAACUCAAUAUUAUGUGAUCUCCCCAAUCAGUACCAGCAAGUCAUGACUGACUUCCCAUGGUAAGCAUAAGGCUGUUGGGGGGCAGUGGUGGCAGAGGGUGGCUGUAUCUCUAAAUUCAUGUUAUCUGAGAAAUGCCGCAGGUGUGACUGGCUCCUCCAGCAUGAACUCAAAAUUCGCAAUGUGGCCACUUGUCUAAAAAUGCUGGUGAUCUCUAAUGUUGAACUAGGGCUGGGCGAUAUCUUGGUAUAUGAUCCAAAACCAGAAUGCGGCAGCUAGACUGGUGACUGGGAGCGGCCGCCAGGAUCACAUAACACUGGUCCUGAGAGAUCUUCAUUGAAUUGUGCUCGGAAACGUACUGGGAGCCAAAGUGUUGGUGCUGACCUUUAAAGCCCUAAAUGGCCUUGGCCCAGUAUACCUGAAGGAGCAUCUCCACCCCCAUCGUUCAGCUCGGACACUGAGAUCCAGCGGCGAGGGCCUUCUGGUGGUUCCCUCAUUGCGAGAAGUGAGGUUACAGGGAACCAGACAAGAGGGCCUUCUCAGUAGUGGCACCUGCCCUGUGGAAUGCCCUCCCACCAGAUGUGAAGGAAAUAAGAAGCUAUCUUAUCUUUAAAAGACAUCUGAAGGCAGCCCUGUUUAGGGAAUAUUUAAUAUUUAAUGCUGUAUUGUUUUUAACACUCGAUUGGAAGCUGCCCAAAGUGGCUGGGGAAACUCAGCCAGAUGGGCGGGGUAUAAAUAAUAAAUAAUAAUAAUAAUUAUACUGGUUUUGAAGUCCAUAUCAUGCUAUUGGUUUUAUAAUUUUUGACCUGGCAAAAUAUCACAAAUCAUGAUGUGUGUGUGAGAGAGAGCACACUAUGCAAAAAUCACAGUGUGGGAAAAACUGUGAAGCCAGCCUCUGUAUAGCUCCAUCCUUAUUUCAGACAUUGUGAUAUCUCAGUAUAUCACGGUGUUUAGCUGGUGAUACAUUGCGAAGUUGAAAACCAGGUAUUGCCCAGCCCUUACGUGAACAUAACUGACUAAGUUGGAAUAUAUACAUCAAUGAAACUUACGCCGUGUUUGACGGUUUUUGCAGCAUGGGCAGCUUUCUUUUUUGCAUCGUAAUGAGUAAGAAUAUCAAUGAUUGCCAUAAAGUAUACCUCCUUCCUGGGUGCAUCUGUGAAAGAAAUUCAUAGUACUGAAAAUAAUACACAUAUUUGUAGCCAAGAGAUUAAGCAACUCUGCGGAAGCAAGUUGGAAGUUAUUCUGGUGGUAGACCUUUGCCCCUCUAAUAGUGUCUUAAAAACCAUAUGUCAAAGAGCACAUGUGAGUCCUAGAAAUCUUUUCACUCUUUGGUAAUUGAUUAAGGGGUAAGAAAGAUAGAUAACACUUAUCAGUGGAGAGAGAGGGGAAAGUGUGGGUGCACUUUGCUGCAAUUGCAAGCAAGCACAAUUAAAGUGACUGCAGAAUUAAAACUUCCACACCAUAACUUGCAGUUUUCAAGUUUUUUGAUGAAUGAGUGAAUUUGUAAGGACCUUAACACUUUGCUUAAAUAUUUUAAAUUUGCUUUUGAAUAUUUUUUUAACACAUUUAUAAACCGCUUCAUAGCCUGAGGUCAUCAAGGUGACCUACAAGAAUAUUUAAAAAAUGAGAUAAAAUGCUCAUUUUUUAAUCUUCCACGUAUAUAGACUAGAAGAAAAAAAUCUGUAGUACCAUGAUGAGUUUUUGCCACCACUUAAAACCUCGUCUUUUCACCCUGUCCUUUGGCUGAAUUCUCACUCCCACACUUUUCAAUUUUAUUUGUAGUAAGUGCUGCGGGUUGUUUGAUGGGGAUUUUAAGUGUGUAGUAAGAUUUCAACUUGUUUAAAAUGUUUUAAUUGUUGUUCUAUAUCAGCUUUGGUAGGUAUAUUGCCCACAGCACAAUGUAAAAAUCUAAACAGAGAACCUCUGUUUCUUUUGUCAAGCAAGGUGUAUUUGCCAGUGUAAAGAACUGUCCAAUGUCUGUGCAGUCAUUAUCCAAGACACCAGCUCAGAAUCUCUAUCUUUCUGUAGCAUUUAGCAAUAUAGCUGGCUAAUGCAGUAUUGCAGUCAUUUAUAAGUGAACUGCUUUUACUGUAUUCAGACAAUACCUAAUAAUGACAUGUAUCAGAGCCAUGUGUUGAAGAUCCCUUACCCACCUCCAAAAAGUUUUUAAAAUCCUACUAUAGAUGAGCAAUUGAUAAUUGGGCAUCAUGCUUUUUUGCUUUGGUGGGAGUUUUCUUUCCUUCUAGAGACUCGGAAACUGAUGCAAGAAUUGAAAUCUCCCCCAUGUCUAAAUAUACUUACUUUCAUGGCAUUUUAUUCCAUAAACAUCAAUGGUUGGAUCGAAUUCUCCUGGAGCUAAAGGCUGCAAGCUGUUGAGUGUAUUUCCUGGGCUAUCUGGAGGCGUUCCAACAGGAUGAGCCCCAUCGCUUUCGCCUUCCUCUUCAUCGUUCUCUUCGUAUUCAACCUCCUCCUGUUCCGCUCUCUCAACAUCAUGAAUUCCAACCAGCAAGCUGUAGUCCAUGAGUUUCAACUGAGCAAGGAACUUUGAAGGCAACAAUAAAAGAAGGUCAGUUACCAAGGGGUAGAAAAUCCCAAGAUCCAGUUGGGUGGGGGUGGGAAAAGGUAACUAUUUUCUACUGCAACAGGCUUACUUGAGUGAAAGCCAAAAUAGGAAGCUUCAGUGGAAAACAAGUGGGAUUCUUCAAGUCUGAUAUAUUUUAUGCAUGGCACAAAAGGAGAAACACGACAGUUUCCCUAACUAUAAUUUGGAUUUGAGGUUUUAUUUUUUGCUUUGAGAAGUCGAGCAGAACGUUGCUUAAGAGAACUUUCUACCUCUUACAUAUUGCUAGAACUAGGAAACCAGCCAAUGAAAUUGACUGGCAGCAGAUUCUGGACAGACGAAAGCAAACAAUUCUUCACACAACUCACAAUUUAGUGACAGAAUGAGUGUAUGGAUGGUCACUAGCUCAGGUAAAAUCCAUCCAUCAAUUGAUGGCUAAAUAGAACCUCCCUAUCCAGAAGCAGUAUGAUGGGUCACAGCAGUGGAGAAGAUUGUUUCCUCCAUGCCUUUUGUAGGCUUUUCAGCAGGCUAUUGGUUUGUCUCUGUGGGAUACUGAAUGCUCUGGCUAACAGGACUUAGAUAUUGUAGUCAUUUAUAAGUGAAUUUUCCUUAGUAGGAAAAUUCUUGUAAUCACCAUGUCUGAAACUUGCAGAAUUCACUAACCAUUGUUUAAAAGCAAAAUAGUAUGGAACUAAUGUAUUUGUACCUAAAUGUCGGUGAGACACAUGGCUUCAUUUCCCACAAGCUCCAAUGAUCCCACUGUUUGCAUAUGUACACAAGGGGGAUGCCAUACAGUGACCACAGCUUCUGUACAGGAGUCUGCAAAACUGCAUCCUAGUGUGCCUAAGGCUCUGAACACAUGAUCUGUACCCUGCAACUAGAUCAUGCACUCAAAGCCUAUAUAUCCCGCUCCAAGAGUACAUUCUACCUGGACCAUGUGCAUGAACAGUGACUGGGUGGGGGCAAAAUUGAACUGGUGAAGCAAGGCAGAAGAGCCAAAUUUAUGCUGCUUUAAGAAAUGCUUUGUUACAUGACAACUUUCAAUAAAAGAAUGCCAGCUGCAAGGAAAACAGAUUUGGCAGAUCAGUGUGGAGAGUACAUCCUCAGUCUAUGUAAUGUUCAUCAUGUGCAUUGCUUGAUUUACUUAAAAAAAACCCCAAAACUAAUAGGUAAGGUGAGGGGAUGCAGAAGGGGGCUUUUAACCCUUUGCUCCUGCCACUGUCCAACCCUCCCUUUCAAUUUGCCAUGUUGCAACUAGUUUGAUCCUUAAAGACAAGGCUGCAGCAGUGCAAUAAUUUGAUAUACAUUAGACGGCUGCCAUGAAGGCUUGUUAAGCAUCUUAGCCCCAUCCCAGCUGCAUGCAACUGAAAAGCCACACUGAAUAAUCAAGCAAACUCAGAAGCUGAGUGCAGAGUUUCCAGAAGAACUGGACUCUAAGGAAGCAAAGCCGUGAUUCAGAGAGUCCCUGCUAUAAACAUAAAUCAAAGAUUAAAACUGAUUUGAAACUGAAUUACAUUCAACUAAAUAUAUUGGGGUAAAUUUAAGUAUUUUGUGAGCACAGUUACUGCUCUUAGCAUGCCCUCCCCCCAAAAAAUAAGAAUGUGAAAGAUAAAACCAAGAUUCAAUUCUAGUUUUCCAUUAUCACCGUGGCAUGCCAAACCACUACACAAUAAUUGCCUACAUACACAAUUUAAUGAUCCUUCAAUAUGAAUUCUAAUCAAUGCCACAGAAGCCACUCCAAACACAAUUACAUGACUGACCUUCCAAGAAUCUGUCAUACUUAAAAUAGCAGAAAAUGCAAUUUUACCCCUAUUUCAGAGGCACAUCAAGUGUUUACGGAGCAUUUUAACAGUUCAAGAUGCAGUGCCAUGAAUAUUAAAAGCAACAGAAGCAACAUUUGUGCUUUUCCCCCUGAUGCUAGUUUACACCACCAGCUUAAGGGAAGUACUAGCCUGCCUCAGCCUCAGCAUUCCUACCAUGGCUCUAAUCCCCCUUUAUCUCCUCGUUUCAGGGGUUUCCAACCUUUUUGACCCAGUGGAUGCAUUUUGAACUUUGAGAAAGUGCCAUGAGCACCAGUCAUGAAAUGGACCUGCAGAGUCAUGGCACACCAUAAAAUGACUGCUGUGGGGCUUUCGUGCAAUGGCUGCCACAUCUAAGAGAGCAGAAAAAGAGACAGAAUCAUGAAUUGGUGCAGGCAUGCCACCCCAUCGAGGGGGGAGGAAAGGCACCUAUAUCAGGAAUUUUCAUUGAUAGCUUUUGUGGGUACCAUGAGAAGAACUGGCAUCCCUGAACAUUGGAUGGGUGCCCUCCGUAACAAAUUGUUCUCAUGAAAAAACACCAGCAAAAUCCCUGUUACAAUCGGGAGGACAAAUAAUUUACCGGUCACUAUAACAUUUAUUUGCAGUAUUUUGCAAUAUUGAAUUGGUGGGGUAAAUCUGCCUUGGAGGUCUCACUACAAUAGUCACUAUGGCUUUUGCUAAGUGUGAUGAGCUUCAGAGCUGACCAGGCAAGCAGCCCCUUACCUCAACAUCCUUUUUAAGCUUUUCAAGGAACAUCUUUUUGUUCGUUUCAUCAAUAUAAAUCUUCUGGCCAUCGUUGAUGAAGUCGUUGUCUUUGAAUGUCGGCAGUUCUUUGGCCUGAAAUGGACAAGAGAAAGCUGGCACAUAAAAACCGUUUCAAAACAAUGAGCCCAGUGAAACAAGCAAUGAAAACAAGGAAUUUCCUGAUCAAAAGCGCAAGGGAGUAUUUCAGAGCUAUCCAAAAUGUGAAUAGCCACAAGGGGGCACAAAUGAGCUACGGCUCCAGUGCACACAAGUAAUGAUUCUAAAUGUAAGGAACAGAGCAUCGUAUUUUCCCAUUUAAUUGAGACCUUGUUUGCUUUUAUGACCGAUUUGAUUAAGUUAAGCCAUUUUAGAGUAUUUACAGUAAAAAAGGAAACGUGUUGCUCAUCUGCAAGGCCAGCCUUCACCUUGUCAAUAGUCGUUGCACACACAUCUGUUUUGUCAGAAGUCUAGCAGAAGAAAUAGUGUGGGGCUCAGCUGCACUCUCCAUCAAAACGCCCCACAAAUGCUGCACAUCCAAAGGGCCCAAUUCUGAUACUCUGCUCCCCAAUUAACUAUGGUAUAGGGCAGUGCCAGAUUUACGAAAAAGUAAUCAAGCUAUAGCUUAGGGCCCCACUCUCUUGGGGCCCCCCAAAAAAUUUAAAGGAAAAAAAACUGGAUGUACACUUCCAAAAGAUAAAAAACAAAUAAAUAAAACCUACAUACAGCAACAGUAUUUUGUGUUGUGUAGGCUCCUAUGAUGUAAGUAAUGGGCCCCGCCUGCUAUAUAAAGAGCCCCAUUACCUUCAGUAACUUAGGGCCUCAUCAAACCUAAAUCCAGCCCCGGUAUAGGGAGAUCAGGAGCAGGUGUCAUGAAUCAUGUGCUUCCUCACCACUGCCACCACACACAGCACUGGGAGAAGCCACACUUCCACCCCUGAUGUCAGAAGUCUGUGGGUCCUCAGAUGAUGUUGAACUACAACUCCCAUCACCCCUAGCUAGCAAGGCCAGAUGAUGGGAGUUGUAGUCCAACAUCAUCUGGGGACCCACAGGUUGAGAACCGCUGCCCUAAGACAUGGGUAGGCAAACUAAGGCCUGGGGGCCGGAUCCGGUUCAGUCGCCUUCUAAAUCUGGCCUGCGGGCGGUACAGGAAUCAGCAUGUUUUUACAUGAGUAGAAUGUGUCCUUUUAUUUAAAAUACGUCUCUGGGUUGCUUGUGGGGCCUGCCAGGUAUUUUUACAUGAGUAGAAUGCGUCCUUUUAUUAAAAAUGCACCUCUGGGUUAUUUGUGGAGCAUAGGAAUUCGUUCUUUUUUUCUUUCAAAAUAUGGUCCAGCCCCCCACAAGGUCUGAGGGACAGUGGACUGACCCCCUGCUGAAAAAGUUUGCUGACCCCUGCCCUAAGAGAUAUCUGGCUAAAGCAUGUUGGAUUGAAUAGCUGUACUAUGCCCAAGGUUAGUCAAAAAGUUAAAGGCAUGCUAGGUAGCUUUCCAACUUGUUUUCUAGGUAUGCCAAUUUAAGACAUACAUACAAGUUAAUGUGAAGCUUCAGUGGCCUGGUUCACUGCUUUGCUCCUCCUAAGCCCUUUUUUUAUUCCCAUACUGCGCUGAGCUAAGCCCAGAUUUGGCUUAGUGUUUCAGCCAAAAAUGGCUUUGUGGUGAAGCUCUCCUCAAUGAACCACAAGCUGUAGCCAAUGUUUAUGUGAACCAGGUCACUGUAACAAAGACAAAGCAUUUUUGUGCAAGGUAUUUUUAGCUAAAACUUCUGGAAAGGUGACUGGGUAGAGGGCAGCACACGCUUAUUUCUUCACACUUCUAUACAGGGAUAUGUGUAAAUUGGUCCUUAACACAAAGGCAGAGGAAGCAGUAAAGGAAGGUGAAGAUGCAUUGGCAAAGGAGAAGAGAAAAAGGCAGCACAACAAGGUAAGCUGAGCAUUUCAGGCAUGGUGAUGUGAGUCUACACACACUGUCAGAAACCCUAAUCCAGACUUUGGGGCACCAACUGACUCAGGGCAUAAAAUUCCCCAUUAGCACCUAUGCACUGGUGCAGAAAAUACACCAGUGGCAGAGGGGGAUGCCAUGCAAAUACCCAACCACCAUUUUUCUUUGAGGCCAAACUCUGAACUAUGCCCAGAAGCAAAUUGGUAACCAGUCAAAUCUGCUUCUCCAAGCAGUAGCCUAGAAAUGACUACUGAGAUCCUUUUAACUCAACAGUACUGUAUGUAUUUUAAUAGUACUGUAUUAUUAUUUAUUUAAUGCUUGUAAUUCAGAAUGUGUGUAUGCUGUCUGAUUUCCUAUGCUUCUUAAUGUAUAAAUAAACAUUUGUAAUUAUUUUGAAACCAGCAUCUGUUAUUUACAGGCAGAGUGAUGGCAGAAUCAUGGUGCAUGAUUAUCACUCUUUCUCCCUUUCUUAAAAACUGAAGUUAGGCAACUUAAGGAAACAUAACCUUUGCCAUACCUUUUCCUUGUCGCUGGCUUCUCUUGCAACUGUAGACCCCUGAAACAGAAAUACUGUAUUUAAAUUGCUACUGGGGAUAAAACGGAAGGGCAUAGGUGUUCUUUUAUGCAGAAUUCCCCCAGUAGUUUCAUGGUAAGGUUUUUCACCGUAGCCCUGAUGCAAAGUUACACACACCCAGAUUACAGUAUAUGCAACAUUCAAAAGCAAUUAAAAAUGUCUGCAAUUUUAAAAACAGGGAUACAGUGACCGAAGCUUUGAGGACAGCAUGUCCAAUUGCAACAUAGAACUCUUGCCAGAUGACACCAUGAAAAAAAAAGUAACAGGCAGUUGACCAUCUUUGAUUUGAGCUGUUUGACAGGGGAAUGGUCUCCCUUGGGAGGUUGUGGACUCUCAUUCACUGGAGGUUUUUAAGCAGAGUUUGGAUGGCCAUCUGUCAUGGAUGCUGUAGUUGAGAUUCCUGCAUUGCAGGUUGUUGCAGCAGAUGACCCCCUUGAAGUCCCUUCCAACUCUGCAAUUUUAUGAAUCUAUGAUUGGACUUGUCAAUUGACGAGCAUAUCAGCCCUGCCAAAUACCAACUUUUGCAGCUAGUGAGACAAGUUUAAAAUUUUGAAUUGGUGUACAAUGUACAUAUAAUUGAAUUUGUAGGAACCGAGGAGGCCUGAUGUUUGGGAGUAUUAAUGUUAGCUGCAUGCCACUCUUGGCAGGUAGCAGAACUGACAGGCAGUAAUUUUGUUGUCUCCAGAAAACCAUUUAUACUAACGUAAGGGAGAAGGCAUUGGGUGCGCUACAGCCAAAAGGGGGUGAAAGAAUUAUGUUGUCAUUCAAAAUAAGCUAGGCCAGCAAACACGUCUAUUUAAGCCAAGAGAACGUAGAUUGUUUGCAUUCUGGAUUUUGAGUUCUCAAGGCCACCCUACAGUUACAUUUCAGUCUGUAAGCAAAUGCAAAGGUGCAAAUCAUAUGGGAAGGUAUGCACCGGUUUCUUUUGCUAAAAGAGCAUGUAUCAGCUGGUUAAAAUAAAGUGCACCGGAGGUCAGUCAGUCUUCCUGAGAGGCCAGUUUCCAUUUGAAACAUUUUUUUUUCAGCUCGCCACGUUCCUUGCUAAGGAAACAAGACAGGAUAUGAAUAAGCUAAUCUGAGCCAGUUUGACAGCUUUAAACACACAAACAGUGCAAUCCUAUAUUUGUCUACUCAGAAACCCCAUUAAGUACAUUGGGGCUUACUCCCUUGCUAAGUGGGACUGCAGCCUAAUAUAUUUGGUCAUGGUAACAGAAAACAGAAGUUGCUUACUAGGGUUUUUGAAUCUACAAAUAUUAGCUCAACUUUUAACACAUUCUUCCUAACACCAUUAAAAUGGUUCUUUUAAUUUAUUUAUUUUUUAAAAAAAUCUGCAUGCAGACUGAUUUGUAACAGUCUACAGAAUCCAUUAAGGACAUGAGAGCUGCUUCAGCUAUUUAUUUAUUUUUUUUACCCCUCAAAUGGUUUUCACUGCAACCAUUAGCACUUAUCCACUUUUAACAAGCAUACUUCUGCUAAGCCACUUCCUUUACAGCACACAAUACAACUCAACGUUAUCUUACUUCCAUAAAAGGUCUGGGUGUUAGAUAAGCCGCAAACUAUUUCAAUAAUAAUAGCUUAACGAAAGAGUUUCCUAGACACUUUCUGGUGUACUGCUACUGAUAGCCUCUAAGAACCCACAGAAUUUUGUACCGUUUGGGGGGGAGGGGACUAUCAAGGCAGCUACUGCAAUAUUCAUAACAGAAGCCGCUCAGUGCUCACCUUUAAAUCAUAUUUUCUAUAAACAGAUAAACGGUGGCUGAAUACAUUCCUUGUAACAAUCAUAUAUACUUCGACUCCGUCAACAGUAAGCCGGUACAUUCCCAAAAACUGAGGAAGUAGUGUGUUGCCAUGACACUCCACUAUAAACUAGGAGGAAAAAAAUUAUAUUAGAACUUGACACAUACUGGUUAUUUGUUGCAGAGAUACACAGAAGUAACAAAGAUUCAGACAUACAGAUUUGAUGAGAAAAGUUAUACCACAAUGCAAACAAUUAGAAAAAAUAAUUCUAGAAGGCCCACAUUCCUUAACUGUUGGUGGGCCACGCUAUAGGGUAACUGCAGAAUUUGAAAAGGUUCUUCCACACAGAUAUGAAAAGUGAACACACAUUUCCCCCCCAUUUAGUUAGGAAUCUCUUCAAGGUGUUUCGCUAAUCCUCGUCUCUCACAAACAGUCAGAAUUCACAUAACCUAGCAAUUCCCUUCUCUACUAGUUCUCACCUCAAAUCUGCACCUCAUGAUUACACAGUUCACUUCCAGCAGGUAGAAACUAUGUACUUUCACUUCUAAGAUCUCAGCAUUCCCUCACAAAAAAGGAUGUCCGCCUUGGAGCCUGCCACCUGCAGAUAUAUGGGAGCUAUCAAAAUAGAUAUCAUGCCCCGUUCAGCUAGCAGAUAUAAACACAGUAUGCAUCAAAAAUACUUUUUGGGUUGUGUUCUUUGAAAAAAGAAACUUCUGUUAUUUCAGUUAAUGGAAGGAAGAAUUACACCCAACCAUUUAUGAGGAGCCAGAAAAGGACCUAGAUCCGCAACACCAUAUUCGGUGUUCAGCAGGUUCAUAGGGGCUUAUCAACUCCUAGUAGUAGUAUCUCCCCAACCUACCUGAAAGUCAGGGAGCAGCACCCCAAGUGAUAUAUCCUUUUUCUGUAUGCAUUCCUCUCUGGAUUUCAGUCCAUGCCUAUGACCCAGCAGAUACUUCCAUUUAUACCAAAUAGAAGUUACCUACCUAACUGUGCAAUUUUUUUCUCUGCUUUAUUUCAGUGCUUACAUUUAGAAGCCAUGCUAAACCUUGGAGCUUCUUAUUCCCCUGUUGUUUCCAGAGACCCACUGUUAACAUCAACCAUAGUUUAGAUGCAAAUGGAAUGCUAGACUGUAGUUAAUGGAAAACAGAAGCAAAAGCUUCCAACAUAUCCUUGUGGCUACACUGGUGGACAAGGGGCAGGGAAGCUCAUGAGCCUGGAGCUCCCUGAGAAUCAUUCUCAUCACACUAAACUAUGGUUUAGUGCAAAGUCCGAACUCUCCCAAGCAAAAGACACCUAGAAUUGUAUUACUAUUGAGAAUACAAUAACAUGAAUAUUGGAG
Podarcis lilfordi (Lilford's wall lizard) is the source of this 46828-nucleotide messenger RNA. The record is from the annotation of a GenBank genome assembly. Lineage: Eukaryota; Metazoa; Chordata; Lepidosauria; Squamata; Lacertidae.